Molecule: messenger RNA, 49340 nt
Organism: Podarcis lilfordi (Lilford's wall lizard)
Lineage: Eukaryota; Metazoa; Chordata; Lepidosauria; Squamata; Lacertidae
Source: the annotation of a GenBank genome assembly
CUGCACCUCCCUCCCUUUCCUGCCUGCUUUCCCCGUUCCCUCCUUUAUCUCCCUUUUGGAUGGCUUUGGUAGGGGUGGCAGUCAACAACACAUGCUCUCCCAUGGAGCUACCAAGGAGACCCUCUGGGGAUCCUCGCGUCUGCCCAGGUAAGAGAGAGCUGUCUGCAAAGGCAGAGUGCAGGCAUGGAUCUAAAAAUAAAGCAGUUCACAUGCAUCUGGGCAGAGUGGGAGUGAUUUAGCCAGCCUGACAUCCCUGCAGUAGAGAGCACCUGGAGCUUUGAUGCUGAGCUGGAGACAACUGAUUCCCCCAUCCCAGAAGAUUUUGUUUCAGGUUCGGGAUGUCUAACUCUGUGUCUGUGUGUGGGCAGGUGUAUUUCACAUUUCGGCUCUUGGUGUGUUGUGAACUUCUCUUGCAAGCUUUGCACGCUUGGGCUGUCUUUCGGCUCCACGUGGCAGCAGAUUUUGGACCCUGUGGAGUUGUCUUCUGCUGUGACUCUAUUGCAAGCUGCUGCUCUAAAAGAGCCCCAGAUUCCCCUGGGGUUUCCCCUCCUGGACUUAGGGUUUCCAACUUGAAACGUUCUUCCUGGCUGCCAGAGCAAGGCUAACCUACUUUAGCAUUGUGAGAAUCAGCGCAUGAAAAGGCACCAGCUUCCCAGUGUGAAGGCAUCGUGAGAUGCAGCAGCUGUGGCAUGAAUGAUUUAUAAUGCUCAUCUUUUUAAGUUUCCUUUGCACUGUUGUGUGUGUGUGUGUGUGUGUGUGUGCAUGGGCUCCUGCUGUACUUGCAAUGUGUUCCCUAGCACAGGUGCGUAAUUUUGCACUCUUUCAGAAUUGAUGCUUCCCAGAAAGUUUAACUGGGUAUUGCAGAUUUGCAAAGUUUUCCAGUUGAAAUGAGAUUCUGUUUAGCACAGCUCUUUUUUUUUAAGAAAAGCAAUCAAAAUAUUAAAGGGUUUCUUCAGUAAAACCUUUUAAGACUCAAAAUAUUAAGAAUUAGUUUGCCAGAUGCGAUGCUUAACACUUGAAUUUCUUCCCUAUAAUUCCUAAGCCAUCCUGUGGAUUUAUUAAAACAAGGGGACACUGUAAUUAUGCAUGGAUUUUUACAAGCAAAUCUGUGUUAAAAGAGAUUUUCCUGGGGAAUUCACCCAGCCGCACACCAGGUUUUUUUCGUUCCUGCUCUAACAGACCAUGGAAUAUUGCUGCUGAGUAGUCUUUGCCCUCCCCAACAACAAUGCUCCAUUAGGGUGCCCUUCUGCUGAGAGCAUUAUGAUGCUUGAGUAUGCUAUUCCUGGAGCCCUUGGGGUUGAUGCCUUCUAAUGGAAGGCAGUAAAUGCUACAUCGCUUUGGAGGACUAAUGGCUAAUUAGUCAGAGAGAGAAACUAUGGCCAGCACAAAUAAAGUCACAGUGGUGUUUUUCCUUAGUGAAAAUGUCAGCAGUGGGUUGCAAAAAGUGGAAGCUGCGUGUGUGUGUGUGUGUGUGUGUGUGUAUGAGAGCUGGUUGUUGAAUGCCAAGAUCCAUCUAGACCAGGGCUGAAGAACCUGUAACCCUCAGAAUGUUGUUGGACUCCCAGUUUCCAUCAUCCCUGACCAUUGGCAAAGCUGGCUGGACCUGAUUGGAACUGGUAGCCUCACAGCUCCCUGCUUCCAGCAAAUCUUGGCCAAGUGCUACUGGGAAGCUCACAAGCAGCUCUUAAUGGGGCGAAAAAACCAUGUCCCUGAAAUCCACAUCUCCAUUAUCUGUCUUUAAGGUAUGCAGUCUAUAUACUUGGAGGCUCCAUUUUGUUAUGGAAAUGAAGAAGAGCAAGGCCAAGGGGUCCUUGUUUUCUUCCACAGUCCAUGGUGGCCAGCCAACCAGCCAGAUGCUUUAUUGAGGCCCAUCAUCAGAACAUGAAGGCAACAGCCUGCCCCUAUAUGGGCUGAACCCUAACCUUCCCCUUGACAUGCUAGUUUUCUAUGUGCAGGGAAGUGACAUAUCUAGGUGGUAAAGCAUGCAGAAGGUCCUAGGUCCAUUGUCUGGCACGUUACAGAUGUUUCGGACUACAGCUUCUAUCGUCCCCCAGCCAGCACAGUGUGCUUGAGCCUAUUGUUUCCCUGGAUGGAGUGUUAUGUAUGUGUGUUUAUAGAAACUUCUGAUUUUUGCACAGCUGGGAAUAUAUAACCUGGUGCACAUAGAUCAGAGUUUCAAUACUCUGCCCACUUUCGCCUCUGGAAUCUUCCCCGCUAGGGCAUGUGACCCUCGGACUGAAAAUGGUUCCCACCUCUGGUGUUAAGUAAUCAGGGGGAAGUACACCAACAAUAGGAAAGAGGCAGGACCACUAAGAUGCAAUUCUAAUUUAAACAAGUCAGUCUCAAAGCAUGUGGGUGUCUCCAUCAAGGAAAUUUGUUCCGCAGCAAUGAGCUUAACAGAUAACAUCACCUGCAAUCCAGUUCACCAUUUUCUGGGGAGUAACACAGUGGGACUUCUAUCUAAGUACAGUGGUACCUCGGGUUACAUACGCUUCAGGUUACAGACUCCGCUAACCCAGAAAUAGUGCUUCAGGUUAAGAACUUUGCUUCAGGAUGAGAACAGAAAUCAUGCUUCGGUGGCACGGCAGCAGCAGGAGGCCCCAUUAGCUAAAGUGGUGCUUCAGGUUAAGAACAGUUUCAGGUUUAGAACGGACCUCCGGAACGAAUUAAGUACUUAACCCGAGGUACCACUGUAAACAUUAUUCCAUAGUGAGACUGCAGACCUGUACAUACCUUCCUGGGAGUAAACUCUGUUGGUGGGACUUUCUUGUGAGUUUGCUUUGAACUUUUUAUGCAAAGUUUAUUGGCUUUUAAUAAAAGCUCAAAGAAGGAAAAAAAUAACCUAUUAGCAACACAUGUCAAUUCACAAUACCAUUUUGCAAAACCAGGCAUAAGGGCUUGCAUGCAUAAGACAGUUCCUCUGCAGGUGGUAUAUUGGAGGGAGGGAGGAGCAAUAGUAGCAGCAGCAGCAACAGUAGAAGUAUUACUGUUCUACUAUACAUUUGGAAAAUUGUUUGUCCGGUAUGCAUUUGGACACCUCUUAAGAUAACACAUUCGAAUUUUGCAUGGCAGUUCCUGAGAUCAAGUAGCAGGUUUUCAUCUAUGUUUGGAUGCAACUGAAUUUCCAAACUGCACCUCAUGUUUGGUUUCUUAGAAUUCCCAAUAGCAACAGAUCUGAGGCUUCUAGUUAUUUAAUAAAUCUAGUCAAUUGAUGUCCGUAUCCUGCCUUUCCUCCAAGGAACUUGGGUGGUGAAUGUAUGUUUUCUCCUUUUCAUUCCUAAUGACAAAUAUGCAAGGUAGGUUAAAGUUGAGAAAUAAAGACUGGACUAAGGUCACCCUACUGUGUGGCUGAGGAGGGAUUUGAAACCAGCUCUCCAGAUGUUCCAAGCCGUGGUGGGAAGGCUUGUGGUGUUGAUUCAGUGGCAUAAGAGGCAAACAUCGUGACAAGGCAUUGGAGGAGGGUGCGAUGCAGACUCGAGGAGAGGGAAUGGAACCAUGGAGAAGAAUAGGGAUGGGCAAAUCUUGCCAUUUUUUUUCUCAAUUCUUCAUUUUUCCAGUCUUUAGCUCCCCACAUUUCUACAUCAGCGUGACUUCUUUUUUUUAAGUCCCUUUCAACAUAAGAAUACACACAUUUCUGUGUGCACUUUUGCCUUCAGACACAUUUUUCAUGUUAUUUUCUCUUACUUCAUUUGUACACAUAACUUGGCUUGCAGAACUGUAUCACAAAGUUUGGAGAAAUGCAAUUUCAAAGGAUGGCUGCAUUCCAGUCCACUUACCAUUAUUAUCAUUACAUUUAUAUUCCUCCCAGAGGGCAGUAUUGUUUCAGAAAGUGCAAUAUUCCCAUUUUAAUGUGAACAGAAAUGAAUCUCUCCUCCCUCCCUAGCUGGCAUCAUGAGCAGAUGGAAAGAUGCUGUAGGGCUUGCAUCUCACCCUUGGGUGGGCCAGUGUUUCCCCAAGCCUGACCCAGUGAUUCCUGGCCUUUAAGCUAACUGCUCAAUACAUCCCCCGAUAAAUGCUACAGAUAAAUAGUUGGCCAAAAUAGCCCACAGCAGGCUGUGCAUUUAUUGGGCAUUUACUUUUUAAAUGAGAAGCUAAGAUAGCCAGGCUUCAAGGUUUGAUAUACAAUUCCUGGAUUAUAGCCAGCAGUGUAGCAUGGGUGGGUGGCGCUGUGGUCUAAACCACUGAGCCUCUUGGGCUUGUCGAUCAGAAGGUUGGCGGUUCAAAUCCCCGCAAUGGGGUGAGCUCCCGUUGCUCUGUCCCUGCUCCUGCCAACCUAGCAGUUCGAAAGCAUGCCAGUGCAAGUAGACAAAUAGGUACCGCUGCGGUGGGAAGGUAAACAGUGUUUCCAUGCGCUCUGGUUUCUGUCACAGUGUCCUGUUGCGCCAGAAGCGGUUUGGUCAGACUGGCCACAUGACUUGGAAAGCUGUCUGUGGACAAACGCCGGCUCCCUCGGCCUGAAAGCGAGAUGAGCACCACAACCCCAUAGUUGCCUUUGACUGGACUUAACUGUCCAGGGGUCCUUUACCUUUUUUUAAACCUUUUUAUGGGUUAGCCAUAGGGGCAAUUGCCUGGGCGCAAAAUUCUUAGGGGCACAAUAUUCCAAAAAGAAAAAAUAAGAUAAUAUUUUUUAAAAAAAUAGCACACACCCCCCCCCCCCCCGCUCACACAGAAUAUCUUCCAGUGAUCAUGAAGAAAAGACUGAGGAGUGAAUUUGAGUGACAGCCUGUUGCUAGGGUGCCCUCUGCAUGAGCUUUAGAAAGAUACACGCUCCUGGACAACAACAACAACAACCAUAACCUCCCCCCAUAUACUGCUCAUCGCUGUGCUUGACACUCACAGGGUGCCACUGCUGCCACUUGGGUAGGUCACUGGGCUUUUGCUGCUUUGUUCCAGCCUAUCAGAGGGCGGUGCGAAGCAUACUUUCCUUGCCCCGGGCUCUGGCAACCCAUGCUACCCCACUGAUUAUAGCUUCCUUCUCAGGGACACUAGACAGAUGGAAGUAAUGAGGAGCCAGAAGCAAAGGGACAGUCUGCCGCCCCACCCGAACUCUUGCCACACUAAAAUCUGUAAUCUAAUAAAACUUACUGUUUGGUUAAAUUGCUAGGAGCCCUGUUGGGUUUGGCUUCGUCUCCUUUGCCCAUCAGGCUCUACCCCAUACCUGUCCUAUAUGGUGAGAGUCUGCCCCCCAGAGCAAUUACUGCAACCUCCUACCUCACUAGGCUAAGGUUACCAGAUGUCCCCUUUUCCCGGGGACAGUCCCCAGAUUUACAAAUCAGUCCCCAUACAAAAUCCAUUGAAGUUGAAAAGUGUCCCUGGAUUCAUUGAAAAAAUUCAGUCCCCAGAUUUACAAAUCAGUCCCCAUACAAAAUCCAUUGAAGUUGAAAAGUGUCCCUGGAUUCAUUGAAAAAAUUCUGGUAACCUUACACUAGGCACUACUGGACUCCAUGCCUGUUCUAACAAAAGCUACAAUCAUGAUUCUAUGAUUCUACCUCUGAGUUGCCAGUUUCUACUCUGUCUGUAAACUCAGGACAUCUACCAAUCCUAAGCAGAGCCCAAGAAUUACCUUUCUGCUUUUAUGUGAAUCUUUCCAUGCUCUUAUGCUAAUUACUUUGUGUUUAUCAUUUUUUAUUAAUCUAUGACUAUGCUCAAUUAAUCAUGUCACUCCAGCAGUACUGAGAUCAGGCUGUGGUUAUUCGGCCUCAAGAGUAAUGCAUUCUAUACAAAUUCAGAAACACUUCUGCCUUCAGAGUUGCUUUAUAUUUUUCAGGGCUGCACCCAAGUCUCCCAAUUCAUGGGAUGAGUACUGGGAACCUAUAAUCCAAAAUCAUUACAAACAGCAGCCCCAUCAUCAAUGGGGAGACCCUUGAUUCUGUUGCUGCCUUAGUGUAUUGAUGACUGAUGCUUCACUUUGUGUUUUGUUUUGUGUUUUCUUGGUGUGUGUUUUUUCUUCCUGAUGUUAAGUUUGAUGGUUUAUAUUUUAAUGGUUGAGUCAUUCUUGCUUUUAUGAUUUUAAAGCCACCUUGAGCAAGGUGCUCACAGACUGCAAUUCUCUUUGCACAUGUCCAGGAAUUAUCCAAAAUGCUGCUCCAUGCAACGUCGCAGAGGAUGCUGGUUGUUGUUUUUUAAUUGCAGAUUUAUACUGUUUUUUGCAAGGAAGGGCCAUAACUCAGUAGAAGGGCAUUUGCUUUGUAUGCAGAAGGUCACAGGUUCAAUCCCUGGCAUGUACAGAUGUAAGGCUGGAAGAGACACUCAUCUGAAACGCUGGACAGUCACUGCCAGUCAGUUUGGACAAUACUGAGCUACAUGGAUCAAUGAGUCUGAUUUGGCAUAAGACAAUUUCCUAUACUCCCAGGAGAUCAAGGUGGUAUACUCUGUUCCCAAAUAAAGCCCUUAAUUCUUCCUCGCAACAACCCCUGUGAAGUGUGUUAAGCCAAGAGACAUAGGUGACAACUCCCUGGGACACUGGGUGCUCAGGUACCCAAAAUAUCCCCCAUUUUGGUGCCAGGGCCAUGCACGCUGGGUUUGAAUGUGAGUUCUCCCAGUCCUGACACUUGCUGACUCAAAUCUCAGCUCGUGUGCAGCUUCAUCGGCCCACCUUUAAGCACUUAUUGACCCUGACCAACUGUGUGUAUUGUUUGUGCAGGGUUUUGUCCUGGACUUGAUUUUACUACUGGAAAUGUGCAUAUUGUGUUGGUAGCACAAUGUCUUUUACCUGGGAGGCCAGAUUAGUGGCUUGAUUCUAUUUAGCUUUCCCACAGAGAAGGAAAUUAAUCUUAAGUGGUUUAUGGGGUGAGGGGCGGAAAGGAAAAUGCAGUGGAGGGAAAAGAUUGAACAGCAAAUUGAUAACUGCAAUCAAAAUACUAAUAGCAGUAGUACAAAUCUAGGAAACUCAAACAGAUGGCACCCACAGUUGUCGGUGUUUUAAAUAGCAGAUAUAUAUAGCAUUAGCUAUUUCCAGUCCUUAAAUAGCCAAAACAGCAUCACCCCAUGUACAGAACAUCAGCAGGUUUGGGUUUGCAAGUGCACAAAAAAUAUUUAGCAAAUAAAAUCCUAAGAGGGACAUCCGCCAAACACCCCAAGUCCAAGGAAAACUGAGAAUGCCCAGUGGGCUUGGAAGGCUGACCAUUAAGGGUGGGAAUGAAAACUGGAGGGGGAUAGGAUUUUGUGGAGUGAAUGGAACGCUGAACAAGGAGCAAUCUACACUGCAGCAUUUUGUUGCAGAACUCACUCGGGUAUUACUAUUUCUGAUGUUCAGGCUUUCCAUGUGGCUGUUUGUAUAGCUAAAAUGGUGUGUGCACAUGCAGGCAUAAAUACAUCCAUGCACACACAAACACACAGGUGUGUGCGCGCACGCACACACACACAACAUCUCAGCAGGCUUGGACUUGGGGAUCACCAAGUUUUACAGAAGUACAAAAAAAUGGGAGGAAUCCAAGGGUGGAACCUAAAAAACAGCUCAGUGAGGAUUGAGAGUGGUUACAGAAUCCUAAUGGGUUCCAGUGGGUUGGAAUGAGGGCAUGGAUUGGAGUAUCCUGAACAGGAGCAAUUCACGCUGCAACAUUUCGUUGCUGCUUCUAUGUGUCACACAUUAAAUGUUAACUGGUGACCAUUUAAAAAGAGGUAAAGAGGGACUCUGACAGGUCUUCAUCACCAAAGUCACCAACAUCAUUUGGAUGCUCAUGCAACCAAUAGCAGAUUGGAUUUGCAUGAUGACUAUUAAUUCACUGCUGUAAGUUUUAUUUAUUAUAACACUUUUGCAUUUUUGAAUCAUUGCAAAGAAAAACAACACCAAUGUGUUGUUGCACCUGUACAUCUCUGCAGUUGCAGUUUGCAUUGGACACAUACCAAAAGAAACAGAAUGCUUUUAUAUCUGCUUGAGACCUUGAUCAUACCAUUUUGCUCAGUCAUGAAAUACAUAUUUUGGGUAUCAAAAAUAAUCCAUAUGUCGGAAAGACAUCUAGUUAAGAAAACAUAUUUUGGGGGUAUUUUUAAGGAAACAUGUGAAGUCUUUUUAUAGUUUCAUUUGAAGAAGGAUGGAAGAGUCAUGCCACUUGUGGGAGUGAUUCAUUAUUUUGUAUUUGUUAUUGCUAUCCAGAAUCCUUGCUCUCUUAAAAUAGAACAAGCGUAUCUGUUCUCUUUUUAAAUGUCAGAAGUAUGUUCCAUUUUUUCCUUUGCCUCAGUUUCAGAUGCUUCAGUAGGCUUAUUCAUUUACUUACUUAGUUAAAAGCAUUUCUAAAGCCCUCAGUAUUUUUUAAAAAAUAUCUAAGCAGUGUGCACUUUGUACAACAGGAAAACAUCCACUGAAACAACAAUACAACCCUAAUUAACAGGGAGCAGAGUCAACCCCCCACAACCAGAUCAGGAUGAAUGCUCAAUAAAGACCAGGUAUAAACUAACCUCCGCAUAAGCUUCGUGCAAGCAAAUCAGGAUGAAAACUGAUUAAAUGGGCUGUCUGGAGGGGUCCUAUGCAGUGCUUUUUAUGGGGGUAUGCGGGGGUAUAAAGGUAAAGGUAAAGGGACCCCUGACCAUUGGGUCCAGUCAUGGCCAACUCUGGGGUUGCGGUGCUCAUCUCUCUUUACUGGCUGAGGGAGCCGGCACACAGCUUCCAGGUCAUGUGGCCAGCAUGACUAAGCCGCUUCUGGUGAACCAGAGCAGCGCACGGAAACACCGUUUACCUUCCCCUCUGGAGCGGUACCUAUUUACUUGCACUUUGACGUGCUUUCGAACUGCUAGGUGGGCAGGAGCAGGGACCGAGCAACGGGAGCUCACCCCGUCACGGGGAUUCGAACUGCUGACCUUCUGAUCAGCAAGUCCUAGGCUCUGUGGUUUAACCCACAGCGCCACCCGUGUCCCUGUAUGUGGGGGUAUGCAUACCCCUAAACAUUUUGUGAAUCUAAGUUUGGCCUCAUUGAGGAGCAGUAUUUCAAUAUGAGUAGGAAAAUGACAGUACCCCUAAACAUUUUUUUUAGAAAGAAAAAAAGAAGCACUGGUCCUAUGUAUUGAUUAAAAUGCCACCAAACAGAAAGUCAACUUCUGAGUUUUCUUAACUCUUCUUCAGGCUAGAAGUUAAUCAAAAUGGGGGUGGGGAGAGGAAGAUAAAAGUCUGGCCAUGAUGUCUGAGCCCCAAAGUCCUGCACUAUGUUAGUCUUUUAAGAUGGCACAGGGCUAGACUCUUAUGUGGCUUUUAUAAUGUAAUUGAGUGCAGUGUAACUACUGUUGUUGUUGUUGUUUGGAAACAGGACCAGGACUCAGAGGAGUGAGUUUUCACCCUUGUCCCUGCCAGUUGAAACACACCCGCCUGAUGCCUCUUGUUCAGAAUAAAUGGAAAGCUCUCACUGAUGACAUUGGGAGAUAGCACAUAUUAUGGGCCCCAUUCCCAUUGCCCGGUUCAGGUGUGGGGAACCUUUUUGACUCUAUGGACCAGAUCCUUAUCUGGCUCCAUCCCUACAGGUCAACAGGAUCAGAUGGGCAUCACCAAUCAGAUUGGAUAUCAGACUGGAUAUCACCAGCCACAUGAUGCUGUGAUAUGCUGCCUACCUGCCCAAAUCCCUUGUACUGUACAGUGGUUCCCAAGCAGGCUUUGGCUCUCCUUCCAGUCAGCAGAAGCCUGCUUUCCCUUGCCCCAAGACACAAUUAGGGGUACACUUUAAUGCUCCUGAUAUGCUAUUGUGUGAGGAGCCAGGUGGCCAUGGUUUGUGGGCCAAAUUUGAACCCCUGGCGGUUCAAGUUUGACCAGCAAACCAGAGGUUCCCCAACUUUGGCAUAGUUGGUUGGAGGAGGGCAUUUAACCAUCGGAAGUUAAAAAGAGUAGGGAAAAUUUUCUGUUAGAUCGUGGACUGUCAUUGCACUGCUAAUGUAGGGAUGUUCUCUAUCUGUGGGUACUUAAAUUCUUGCAAGGAAGGUUGUAUUGUGCGGAGCUUGGUCCGAUCUAGUAAAGUAUUUCUUGCAUCCUAAAGAAAUUUGUAUGCUUAGGAUCACUUAAGCCCAAUAGCUAUGCCUUAUGUAUUAAAAGGCCGGGGACGCGGGUGGCGCUGUGGGUAAAACCUCAGCGCCUAGGACUUGCCGAUCGCAUGGUCGGCAGUUCGAAUCCCCACGGCGGGGUGAGCUCCCGUCGUUCGGUCCCAGCUCCUGCCCACCUAGAAGUUCGAAAGCACUCUUAAGUGCAAGUAGAUAAAUAGGGACCGCUUUAUAGCGGGAAGGUAAACGGCGUUUCCGUGUGCUGCGCUGGUGCUGGCUCGCCAGCUGCAGCUUCGUCAUGCUGGCCACGUGACCCGGAAGUGUCUUCGGACGGCGCCGGCUUACGGCCUCUAGAGCGAGAUGAGCACGCAACCCUAGAGUCGGACACGACUGGCCCGUACGGGCAGGGGUACCUUUAUGUAUUAAAAGAUCCAGGCUAUGCUUUCCUGCCAUGAAAAGGCUAUUGGUAUACAACCAAGAUUCUAGUCCGUUUAAAAAAAAAAAAGUUAGACCUCACAAGACAAGUGAAAAACCAUCCUUGUGAUGCAGGAGGAGGAACAGAGCAAAAGCAGCAGUUUGUGAGUGACCAGCCCAGCCAAGUUCUGCCCUCUAGUGGUUCCUUAUGAGAAAGCCAGCUGUGAUUUUACCCUUUCACCCCCACUAUAUUUCCCUGUAUUUGCAAUGGUCAAGAGUGAGUGCUGAUUGCUAUGUAGCCAAAAUGGAACCACUCAUGCCAAGAGGGAGGUAUCAGGAGGCUAGAGAGGGAACUCCAGAGUUUACAGAAUUACACACACACACACACAAAGAAACAUUAAAAAAUUCCUUCCAGUAGCAUCUUAGAGACCAAUUAAGUUUGUUAUUUGUAUGAGCUUUUGUGUGCAUGCACACUUCUUCAGAUACACUGAAACAGAAGUUACCAGACCCUUAUAUAUAGUGAGAGGGUGGGGAGGGGUAUUACUCAGAACGGUGGUGGUAUUACUCAGAAGCGUGGUGGGAAUGGGUGAUUGGCAGGUUUACCACACCUAUCUGUUUCAGUGUACAGUGGUACCUCGGGUUACAGACUCCACUAACCCAUAAAUAGUAGCUCAGGUUAAGAACUUUGCUGCAGGAUGAGAACAGAAAUUGUGCGGCAGCGCAGCAGCAGCGGGAGGCCCCAUAAACUAAAAUGGUGCUUCAGGUUAAGAACAGUUUCAGCUUAAGAACGAACCUCCAGAACAAAUUAAGUUCUUAACCCGAGGUACCACUGUAUCUGAAGAAGUGUGCAUGCGCACAAAAGCUCAUACCAAUAACAAACUUAGUUGGUGUCUAAGGUGCUACUGGAAGAAAUUUUUUUAUUUUGUUUUGACUACGGCAGACCAACAUGGCUACCUACUUGUAACUAAAAAAAAAAAACAUUUAAAGGAGUGGAGAGAGGAAGCUAUGGAGGGGGACCCCAGCAGGCACAAUGGGCUUGAAAUGCUAACUGCUCUAGGGGGGAGGGAGAAAUAGAAUGAGGCAUUGUGCAGGAAGGCUCUCAAUAACAACACUCCACACUGUAACUUUCUGUUGCAGAUCCCACUUACAUACCUAGAAAGUGUCCUUCUCCUAGUUCAGAUUUUUUUGUCCAUUUACUCCAAGAGUAGGGAACCUAACUAGACCUGUAAAGCUUUUUCCUCCAAAUAACACCAGGUGUGACAUCAGAUGUGAGGCAGAGGAAGAUGCAGCUGGGGUCUGCACUGGGAAUGGGCACGGACUCCUUUGAAGGUUUCUCACUUCUGAUGUCCACAGUGUAAUAGUUAUCACAUUCGCCUAACACAUGAAUGGUCCCCAGUUUGAUACCAGGCAGAUACAAUUAACCCGGGGGGGGGGGACUCCUCCAUUGCAGGGGGUUGGACUAGAUGACCCUCAUGGUCCUUUCCAACUCUAUGACUGACAGUAGCUCUACAAGGUCUUGUGUCUUUCCCAUCACCAAUUCCCCCCCCCCCAUCUGCACUAUUCAGUAUUGCGCCCCUUUAAAGCGUCAUGGCUUCCCCCAAAGAAUCCUGGGAAGUGUAGUUUGUUACAGGUAUUGGGAGUUGUUAAGCAACCCCCUAUUCCCCUCAGAAAGCUACAUCUUCCUUGAAAAAAGGGGUGGAUAGUUAAAUUACUCUGGGCAUUGUAGCGCUGUCAGGGGGAUAGGUAGUCACCUAACAACUCUCAGCACACUUAACAAACUACAGCUCCCAGGAUUCCUUGGGGGAAGCUAUGACUAUUUCAAGUUGUAUCAUAGUGAUUGGAUUUGGUGCAUGUUUACUGUUUACUGUCAUCUUCUCCUUCCCUAAUAUGUACAGAUUGAAAAAUCCCAACUACUGCUGAUAAAUAAGAAUCGAACAUCCAUGAAUACUCACGACAGCAAGUGCUGUCACACUAUAUUUUUUUUUGGUUGUGAGCUUUUAAAAAUUGCUUAAUGAAAUUGGUUAAUGAGGCAAAAACAAAACAAAGAUGACCCCCCUUUUUUCCCCUCUUGUUUUUCAUGACACUGUACAUACAAAAGAAAAGCGGUUGAGUAACUAAAAAUCAGGGGGUAAAUAAACUAAAAUGUCUUUUAUAAAGCAGCACCCAGUAUUAAUCAUAGAUUUUUAGAACAAUUCCUAUGCAUCCCUUCCCACACAAUUGUUCCCCAACAAGGAAAGAAGAGGAGCAAUAGGAUAAAAAUUUACUGCGCUCCCUUGCCGUGUGGGUACCAAGUGCUUUUUCUCCUCAUUUGAUAAUAGAGUUUCCUGCUUUCUGUGUUUAUGCUCAGGUUAAAACACCCCAAGAUGGUGCAGCACCAGCCUGUGUGAGCCAAAAGCCUCUGAAUGGUGCCAUUGGGCCACAGAUGCCUCUUGAGAUGAAUCUCUGCUGGAAUGAGAUUAAAAAGAAAUCGCACAGCCUUCGGUGAGAUGCUGGGAGAUGCGUGGCAAAGUGCCUUGUUUUCCUUUGGCUUACAGAAGCCAGUCUGACAGAUACUGAAGCCAAAGUUGAAAUCUCCAUGGGUGAGAAUAGACAGUGCAGGGAUGGUAAACCGUUGUGGCUCUGGUCUGGACCCUGCGAACCAACUUUGGCAAGCAGAUGGGGCAUCCUACCUGUCAAUCACACAAUGUCGUUUGGAUGUCACACAACUAGUAGACAGGUUGUCCUGCCCACCUGUCAAAAAUCCGUUGGACGCUUAGGAACCGCUGUGCAAAGGGUGUUGCUAGCCCUAUGCUUGGUGCUUGCAAAAUGCAGGUUUUUUCUCCCUAUCCUACAUUAGCUGAAGGGGAAAGGAAGGAAUAAGCCUUCAUUUUGCAAGCAUUGGCUGUGUGAGGGAGAAUUAUCUCUCACAGCCAAUGCGGGGCGGGGGGAGAAGUAGGAGGUCACGAAGCCAUUUUUCUCAAGCCAUAGCCAUAGUGAUGUCCGUUGACAUCAUUUGUGACAUCAGCCAAUGGACAAGGGAAGGGUUUAAUUCUGAGUAUCCAAAACACAUACUUCCGAGAUGGUUUCAUUUGUCACCCUCUCAGCAUUCUGCUGCAAAUACUUCGCUCCCCAUCUCUGUGGUCUCAUUGUUCUUUGCCUGCUUCCCACCUUCAUUUCCUCAGGGCUCGCUUGGAAGCCUUCUCAGACCACAGCAGCAAGCUGCAGAUUCCCUUGCAGGAGAUCAUAGACUGGCUCGGCCAAAAAGAUGAGGAGCUCUCCGCCCAGCUGCCACUCCGUGGGGACGUCCUCUUGGUUCAGCAGGAGAAGGAGAGGCAUGCGGUAAGUGUCCCAGAGGGCAUAGCAUGGCAUUAAGGGGGGAGAGAGAACAAAGCUGCUAAAGGUUAUUAGGCACAAUGUCUCCAAACUACCUCUACCAGGAUAAGAGGAAAUAAUAUGCCUCUGAAGUGGGCAUCCCAUGAGCAUCUGUUGGGCUGCAGGACUAGAUGGCCCUUUGGUCUGAUCCAGUGGGACUCUUAUUAUGCUGCUGGGCUACAGCCCAUCAUCCCAGAAGCCCGGUAGCCAUGCUGGCUGGGGCUGCUGCAGUGAGGGCCCUAUACCUUAAAAGGCCCUCAAGUCACCUUCUGCAAAUUAAACCAACCUGCCAAAAAAAUCACCCUCCACAACCAGGUGCUCACCAUGGAAAAGACCCUGUUUCCAUGCACUAUCCAACUAAUUUUAUUUGAAGGAGUGCUCUGCAUUGAAGGGCUGUCUCCUCCAAGUCUAAUUAAAAGAUAGAUAACCCCAAGAAGUGAGAGCAGGGGGCUUCAAUUGCAAGGGCCUUGCCUGAUAUGGUGAGGUGCACUUUAGUUCUCUUUUAUAAUAUUCCUCUCUAAAUAUGCAUCUGUACAUGUAAAUUAUCGUAUGUACAGUGGUGCCUCGCAAGACGAAAAGAAUCCGUUCUGGGAGUCUCUUCGUCUAGCGGUUUUUUCGUCUUGCGAAGCAAGCCCAUUGACGGGAUUAGCGGAUUAGCGCUAUUAGCGCUAUUAGCGGCUUUUAGCGGCUUUUAGCAGCUUAUCAGCUUAUCAGAUAAGCAGAUAAGCGGCUUAGCGACUUAGAAAAAGAGGGGGAAAAGGAAAAAAAAAAACCAGGAACUCGCAAGACAUUUUCGUCUUGCGAAGCAAGCCCAUUGCAGAUUCGUUUUGCGAGGCACCUCCAAAACGGAAAACUCUUUCGUCUAGCGAGUUUUCCGUCUUGCGAGGCAUUCGUCUUGCGGGGCACCACUGUAGAUCCAUUUUGUCCUCUCUUUUUGGCAAUGGUUAAGCAGACACCUUAUCUGUGGCAGAGCUUUGGAAACACAUAAGCUCCCCUGUCCUAUGCCAUGUGUUAGCUCAGUGUGCUGCAAGGUUAGCAAGGCUGGGCAUUUGCCAGGGCCCCCCGAGACCAGCAGAGGGGGCCUCCCUCUCUGAACUAUGCUACCAUUGCCACCUUGCACAGAAUACCAAAAAAAUCCAAGGCAGCCUAAGAGAAUUGUUAGUUCACCCCGCUUUGAACUCCCACCUCUUUCAGGCUGGAGGGACCCUACUGGGAGUGACAUUCCUGAGGGUACCCCAAAUCCUUGCACUGGAAGGGGUGGUGUGUUAUGUGCCCGGGAAACAACAUUGCAGCUCACUUAAUCUUUCCUGCUUCUCUCUCCUUGGCACAGGCAUUUAUGGAAGAGGUGAAGUCCCGGGGGCCCUACAUUUACUCUGUCCUGGAGUCUGCUCAGGCCUUCCUCACUCAGCAUCCAUUUGAAGAAGUGGAGGACUCCAAUUCCGACAGCAAAGGUUUACGGUCCUACAUAACUUUAGCUGUCUCCCCCAGUCCGCUCACGUUGCACCUUCAAACAAACUCUUCUCGUUCUGCUGGGGCAAAACCAAAAGGCAAUGCUAGCUCACUGGCACAAGGCUUUUAUGCUUCCAGGCUAACCUACUGACCUUCUUUGUCACUAUGGAGAGAUCCCAUAAUCCUUCCCUGAAUACUCUAUGAGCGCAUUUGGAGGAUAACAUACUCCUGACCUCCAGAAGGAUACAAUAGAAGUUAAUCUCAUUCCUAGAUGGGUGUCUUGAAGGCUGCAGGAAGGACAGAUUCCCUUUUAAAAUGGUGAUGAUGAGCUACAUAGGAUGGACAGGGACAUCCCAAAGGAAUUAAGGAAGUCAGGUGCUCAGAAUUGGAGGGGGCGGGGAGGUACCAGACUGGAGUAUUCCAGACUGGAGUCGAUUUUACUAUUAGUAUUGCUGUUGGUAUUACAAUUCAUUACCUGCUCUUCACCCCAGGUUCCAGGGUGGGCUACAAUAAUUAAAACGCAAUGUUAAAAACAGUUUAAAACAACAUAAAAUUACAGAAGCAGGCUGGGUCCUAAAAAUAUACAUCUCAAGUAUCAAAAACCAGGUUAAAGAGGUGUGUUGUUGUGGAAUCACUCGUGCCUGCAAGUGUUUUAUUUCCCAGUAUGAUAGGUACGGAUGGUGGGAGUUGUAGUCCAAAAAGCAGCUGGAGAUCCACGUUUGGGAAACCUUGGGUGUAGGCAAAAGGCACAGGGAACUUUAGGCAGGCCCUCUGAACUCCCCCCAGCCCACCCUUUCACAAUUUAUUAUUUAUUCAUAAAAGCAUUUAUAUACCACCCUCUCACAAAACACCAGGGUGAUGUUGCGCUAAUAACAUUUAACUGCGAUACAAAGUGCCAAUACCUGUUUGCCUUUCUGCUUCUACCCUUCUUUGAGUUCCUCAAGGCUGCCACCCUCAUGCUUGACCUCCAGGUCAGUUGACCUCAGUCUUCUUCCUGCUCUGUUUCUAGAUGUUUCCCCAAGACACCGGAUCCAGAACAUCAGUCGUUUUGUGUGGAAACAGGCCACUGUGGCCAGUGAGCUGUGGGAGAAGCUCACUGCCCGCUGCGUCGACCAGCACCGCCACAUCGAGCGGACCUUGGAGCAACUGCUGGAGAUCAAGGGCACCAUGGAGGAGCUAAGCACAACCCUCAACCAAGCUGAAAGUGUGAGGGAGACUUGGGAGCCCAUUGGAGAUCUCUUCAUCGACUCUUUGCCAGAACACAUCCAGGCCACCAAGGUAUGACCUGGAGGCACUGGUGGAGGAACGGGGGUGGGUGGGGGAGCGCACCGCCCCCGGCACCAUCAGGGAGGGGGGUACCAUCGUGGCCGCCCCCCCGGACACACGCCGCGCACCUCCCCACCGCGCUGGGUGCCAUGCCCCAGGAUGCACACCACACCCCUGCGGGCGGCAUGCCACGCCCCCGGGACAUGCGCCAGCCGCACCCCUGCCUGCUCUCCUCCCCCGGUGCCGGAGCAUGCAGCUUCGCCGCUGCCUGGAGGGAGGGAGUGGGCAGACACUGAGGUUGCCAAAAACAAUCAAGGAAUCUUGUGGCACUUUAAGACCACAACUAAUUUAUUUGUGGCAUAAGAUUUUGUGGGUUAAAGUCCACUUUAUCAGUUCCAUGAAGUGCAGUCCUUCAGCAAGACCCUUGAACUGUGGUUCCCAACAUCAGACAACCAGUGAGCUGUUGGGCACUUAAAAAGUGCUCCACAAGGGACUUGUGAGUGGAACAACCUUCCUAUCUAUCUUAAGAGAUCUGUGAUUGCUUUCUUCCACCACUUCCAACAUGAGUUGGGUCAUCAUGUGUUGCUGAGUGCAUUCAACCCCAUUUGUAAACAAUCGAAGAUCAUUGGUUGCUGGCUUUCUUCUUCUUCGUCUUCUUCUUCUUCUCUCUCCUUCUUUCUGACUCUUUCCAACUUCUUUUUCCUUUGGGAUGGGAUGGAUCUCCAGUUGUUCAAAGAGGAGCUGUCCCCCAUGAAAGAUGCAGUGAAGCUUGUGAAUGACCUUGCACAUCAGUUGGCUAUCUCCGAUGUGCAUCUGUCCAUGGAGAACUCUCGUGCCCUGGAACAGAUCAACACACGUUGGAAACAGCUGCAGGUGAGGGAGGGGACACAAGAACCUUGUAGAGUUGGAAGGGGCCCUGAGGGUCAUCCAGCCUAAUCCCCUGCAAUGCAGGAAUCAUACAUGACAGAAGGCCAUCCAGCCUCUGCUUAAAAACGUCCAAAGGAAAGUCCACCACUUCUUAUGGGAGUCUGUUCCUACAGCUCUUACUGUAAGAAAGAUACCCCUGAUGUUUAGUCAGAAUCUCCUUUCAUUUAACUUGAAUCCAUUGGUUCGGAUCCUGCCCUCUGGAGAAAACAAAACUUGCUCUUUCUUCAUGUGUCACCCUUUGAGACAGUGGUUUUCAACCAGUGUACUGUGGCGCCCUAGGGUGCCUUGAAUGAUGGUCAGGGGUACUGUGGCCAACACUGGCCUCUUUCCCUCCCUCCUCUGAUGCCUUCCCACAUCUUUGCCUCCCCAAGGCUUACACAGCUGUUUAUUGUAGCAGCCCUGGCUAUAAGCUCUGCAGGUGAAUGGCUUGUGUCCAUAAUUCAUAAACUGUUGCCUAGAAGUGUAUGCAGUACUCCAUGUGUGGUCUGAUCAAGGUAGAAUAGAGUGGGACUAUGACUUCCCUUGUUCAGGACACUAUACUGCAAGGAAAUCAGGUUAUUUAAAAGCAAUGCUUGGAUCAUAUCUGGUAUGCAACAUGCAGUGUGUGAGAAUCUAAACGAAAGUGAAGAGUUAAAUGACAACGAACGUAUUUUAGCCGGGCCAUAAAUAGUAACAAAACUGCUGGCUAGGAUGGCAAUUUGAGGAUAGUUCCCUCCUCUUUCCCUCAAAAAAGUUGCAAAGUACUUGCUACCAUUUUUACCCAACUUCAAGAUGCACGCAACAGCCAAAGAACUCAAGCAAGCCAUCGUAUUCAGGACACUAUAUUCUGUUGAUGAAGCCUAGAAUAGCAUUAGCAUUUUUUUGCUGUUGCAUCAUGCUCUUGACUCAGGAUAAGCUUUAGGCUCUACUAAAAACCCUAGGUCCUUUCCACAUGUACUAGUGGCAAUCCACGUCCCCUAUUUUAUAUUUGUGUAGAACUUUAUACUUGCUUGCCUGGGUGGAGGGUAGUGUUUGUGUAGAAACCUCAUGACGUUUGUGUGGAUGGAAUAUAGCCUACUCUGUAAAGAUAGGAGGCACAUCUGGGUUCUGUGAUUGACAGACUGAAAUACUACAUGUUUCCCCUCCCCCAAUUUUCUUUAAUAUUUCCAACCUCUGCAUAGGUCUCCAUCAAUGACCGGCUGAAGCACCUUCAGGACGCCCACCGUGACUUUGGGCCAGGAUCACAGCACUUCCUUUCAAGUACGUAGACAGCUGAAGGCAUUGUCACUUUGGAGGGGAAGAGAUAUUCUCCCUUCUCCUUAGCAUGUUUCACAUGUGCAGCUGAAUGAGAUGAUAGAAUCUUGAGGAGGUAGAAUACAUAGUGGCAUUUCAGGCUGCCAUUUCUGUAAAAGUUUAUUAUUAUUAUUAUUAUUAUUAUUAUUAUUAUCAUCAUCAUGAAUAAAAGUAAGCCUAUACAACAAAAACAGGACAACUUGGUACAAAUUUGUGGUCAGCGGCCAUGUGUACACAGUUGGUAAUUAGGCAUUAAUAAAGGACAAUAGAAUUAUAAGAACAUGUGGUCAGGAUACUAUUAUUAUUAUUAUUAUUAUUAUUUAUCUCUUUCCUCCUCCAAAGUUCAUUAAGGCCCAGCUUCAGUGAUGCUUACUUAACAAAGCAUUACAUACACCACAUUUUUUUUAAAAAGAAAACCCUUUUCUAUGAAAAGCAAGGCAGGACCAAAACUGACUAAGGCUAAUUGAUGUCUUUUGUCACCCAAGCAUUCUUGCCAUUUCUGCAUUCCAAGGGCUCUGCUCACAGAGGUUGUCCUUGAGGUGGUCCUACCACAGAUCCUUGAGCUGGGUUUGGAUAUUGCCCCAAAACUGACUCAUUGCUAGGCUACAUGUGUUUCAUAGCCUGGGUGAAUACUGAAACUUGAUGUCAUGCGAUGUGUAUGCUGCCUGUUCACUUGCCCUGAGACUAAGCUUGUUAAACAACUCUCACCCCCCCCCAAAUGAUUUUAAAAUGUGCUUGAUUUAUUUUCAAAACUUGAAGUGGGCCCAGAUUUUCUUUUCUUAAAGAAACAACAACAACUUGCCUGUGGACUUCCUUUAUGACUGUUGUAGCCGUCAUUUCUAGUUACCAUUCCCAUAGUCCUGAAUAAAGCUUUCCUUAGCUUUGACAAAGGGACUAAAAUAAUCUGAUGUGGGGACAACAUUUUAUGCUUAAUACAGUUAUUAUAAUUAAUUAAUUGCUUUAAAAUAUUUACUGUUGGCCAGCCUCAAGGAUACCAUUUUUAAUGUUUAAACGGUCUCUCCAGUAGUAAAAACAAAAACAGACAAAAAAAACCCUCGCUCACCAAGGGAAAAUGUUUAGCCCCCCCCCGCCCCUUCCUGCUGUGCUAGUUUUCUUCUGGCAAUGAUUUAUUUGCUUAUUUUGAAUGGAAAAGUGGAAUGGAAUGGACCAUCUGGAAAGACAGCACAACUAAUCAGCUGGAAUGUCCUCAUACUGAAGAUGAUGUUAUCAGCACCACUCAGUCCACUGUUUCCCAUUGUUUGUUGUCCAUAAUUAAAAGCCAUACUGCCUGCGAUAUAUGUGAUGCAUUCAUUUCCUUUGCAAUAGCUGCACCAUCUAUUGCUUUCUCAAACUUAUGGGCAGUGGUCAAGGAUGAUGGGAGUCCAGCAGCAUCUUCAGGGCCACAUAUUUCCCCAUCCCUCUUCUAGUGACCCUGGGAAAGGAGUUAAACCCUGAAGAACGACAACACACACUAACAAUAUUUUAGUAAGGUAUUUGCCCAGACAGGCAAAAAUGGGAGCCAAAAGAAGGGAUCUUGGGUUGUAUCCAUUGCAAAUCCUACUAAGCGUAGACCCAUUGCAAUUAAUGAACAUGAUUAACUUAGAUCCAUUAAUUUCAAUGGCUCUAUUCUGAGUAAAACUUGGUUGCAUAACUGUGUUUUUCCAGGUAUGAGGAUUAGAAAAUAGAAGUAGUUGCUGGUAAAUAAUUGGGGCAUUCAAAUCACAUGCAAAGUGCUUAUCAGCCUUUUCUGUCUAUCUCCUCUUCCUAUUUUUUUCUUGCAGCCUCAGUCCAAGUCCCCUGGGAACGAGCAAUUUCUCCCAAUAAGGUCCCAUACUACAUCAAGUGAGUGUGCAACAGCAUCUGAAUGAGUUUCUGGUCUUGUCCUAUCCCUUGUGACUGAGAGCAGUAUUCAGUUUUUCUUGCCACGUAUUCAGGCAUCUUACCCACAACCAACCCCCAGAUUGCAGUCAAUAAGAUUUGUAAGUUCUCUGUGGAACUGUGGGAGUCUGGGAUCCCCAAGACAUCCACAUGUUUGAACCGCCAUAUUGCUUUAUUUCAUGAUUGGCAUUGCUGUGAUUUGCACAUCAGCAUAAACAAUUAUUUAUCUGUACCUGCAUCCUCUGGGAUUUUCCAGGACAUUCCUUCUCCCAAUCCCAAAUCACACAAGGUGUCUACAGUUUUGUUUAGUUUUAAAUAUAAUUUUUAUUAAAGAUUUCUUAGUUUACAAAAAAUACGUACAUUGUCUGUUUUUUCAAGAUGUGUUUGCUACAGAUCAGUUUCAUUUGUUGUGAAACAUUACUGUUACAUGCAGUGUUAGGUUUGGAAGAAAAGAGGGGGGGAGGUGGCAUGGGGAGCAAUGCUUCUGUUUUUCUGCUUAGUGUAUGUGUGGGGUUUUGUUUCAGCGUCACUUGUGCGGGUUCUCUUUCUAUAUACUAUUUCCCAUACUAUUUGGUACCAUUGGUCCAUGACAAAAUGUCUACAGUCGUACCGGUACACAACUCUUGAAAAUAUGUGUGUGUGUGGAACACACCAAAUGUAAAUACACACGGCCUAGGACCCUGGUACCUCUGGGACCACCUCUCCCGGUAUGCCCCACGGAGGACCUUAAGGUCCAUAAAUAGCAACAGCCUAGAGGUCCUGAGCCCUAAGGAAGUCAGAUUAGCUUCAACCAGAGCCAGGGCCUUUUCAGCUCUGGCUCCGGCCUGGUGGAACGCUCUGCCUCACGAGACCAGGGCCCUGCAGGAUCUGAUUUCUUUCUGCAGGGCCUGUAAGACAGAGUUGUUCCGCCCGGCCUUUGGCUUGGAAUCAACUUGAUUCCCUCCCCCUCUUUUCUUUUUCCUUUUUCCUUCUGUGAUGGAACUCCUAUUUGGGGACUUCCCUGGCUUUUUUCUGGCCCACGUAGGACCAGUCUGGAUAGUUGGCCUUGGUGAAGAUUUGACGUUUUCAUCCCCAAAAAGUUUUUGUUUUGAGUUUCCACUGAAAUGAGGCUGCUUUUUAAUGUUGUAUUUUAAUCUUGUUUUAAGUUGUAUUUUAAUCAAUUGUUUUUAUACUUGGUGUUAGCUGCCCUGAGCCCAGUCUUGGCUGGGGAGGGCGGGGUAUAAAUUAUUAUUAUUAUUAUUAAAUAAUAUGUAACUUCCUGUUAUUGAAUUCCUCUCAACCUCUUUAUCUUUUCAGCCACCAGGCUCAGACAACAUGCUGGGACCAUCCCAAGAUGACUGAGUUAUACCAGACACUGGGUAAGAAGGACUUUAAAGUCUGCAAGGUCUGCAUCACAACUAUUGUUAUGGACUACUAGACAAUCUGCCAGUGGGAGGAGGAGGAGAAGCUUCUGCACUGGAUGUGAUGUCUUUCUCGGAGUGCUUCCUAUUAUUUGAGCAUUCAUCCAGAUUUAUUUGCAGGGAGAUCAGAUAAUGUUGGUUAUUUAUUCUGAUUUGCGUGGCAAGUUCCUGCCGCCCCCCAGUGGAAAUAAUGACACAUGACACAAUUAUUAAGGUUAAUGGGCUAAAUAAGGCCACAACUUUAUUGGUUACAUGUGAUGAGCGGUAUUGGCUUAGGCAUUGGUCCUAACUGACUAUAUCCGACUUCAGCCUGUCCGCUUGAAGUCCGGGAAGGGUUAACCACCAGUAGGAGGAGUCCUGCUGAUGCACAUCAACUAGGAACUCCCCCAGGGUCACCAAUAGGGGCGUGCCUUAGGCCUUCCCCUCCCCAGGCUUCGGACAGGCCACAAACAGCUGGCAGGCAGCAGGCCACACCGAUUGGCUGGCCAGGAGGUGACGCUGCUAGGAAUCCCCCCAAUCGCGCAGGGGCUGGGUUCCAGCUGCCGCGCACAUGGUAGGGCCGUGAAGCCCGCAACUCCACCUCCUCUGAAGGGCGUAAGUGGCUUUGCUUGGACGGUGGAGUUAGUUGACAUUGUGCCGGAGCAAGUGUCAUCCACCCACUUUCCAAUGCAUUUCCCUCUUCAAUUUCCUUAUUGUAAAAAGUCAGGUCUUUUGCAGAGGAGAGUUUGUGCAAGACCUCCCUGUCAAUUUCAUAACAUGAAUUUGCGUCUGUGUGAUUAAAUGCCACUCAAUAACAGCAACAGGCUGGAAGCACCCUCACUUUGGGAUAAAGUGAAGGAUAGGGCGAUGCUUCUCGGUCCAAUUUUGUAACAAGAACCACAAGAGUUGUGGUGUUGUGGUCAGAGUAUAGGACUAAGACCUGGAUGACUGGAGUUCAACUCCCUGCUCAGCUAUGAAACUCAUUGGGUGACCUUGAGCCAGUCGCAGUCUCUCAGCCUUACCUACAAGGUAGUUAUGAGGAUAAAAUGUGGAGGAAGAGAACUAUGUAUGUCACCUGCAGCUGAUGGGAGUUAAGGUUCAAAGCACUUGCAGUGCAUGAAGUUGGCAAAGCAAGAAUGACAAGGAAAUAGUGCCAACCUUAGUGGAGGACACCAAGUUGGCAAAGGACACCCUGUGGUUUCAUUUUUCUUUCUGUCCUUGUCUACAGCUGACCUGAACAACAUCAAGUUUUCUGCAUAUCGCACAGCCAUGAAACUGCGCCGUGUACAGAAGGCCUUGCGAUGUAAGCCCCAGAAUUCCCUCCUGUUCUUCCUCUUGUACCAGCCGUGUUGCCUAAUUAGGGAUAAUUUUCACAUUCUAUAAACUGGAGCUAUGAUAUGCAUGAAGGAACAACACACAAACAUACAGUAUUUGUUUUCCACUUAUUCCACUUAUUUCUGUGUCUUCUCAUAUUUUUAUUGCCAGGACCUCUAAUGCUAGAAUGAAGAGCAGUGGCAAUAAAGGACAUCCUUGUCUAGUACCAUUUUUCAUACUGUACCUCUUGCUUAGGUUACCAUAUAUUAUUAUAUUUGCCCAUUGUUCUAUAUAUAUGGCUUUUAGCCCUUUGGUGAAGGCAGUCCCAAAAUCCAUAACUUCUAUAACUCCCAUCAAGAACCAUUGCCAAAUGCUUUUUCUGUGUCAAGGAACAUUAAAGUUGUUUCUUUUUCAUUUUUCUUCUCUUAAGAGUUCAGUUAUAUUCAAUAUAUGCCUAGUGUAAUUUCUUAACUGCCUCGAUGGCAGGAAACCUGUUUGAUCUUGAAGUAUGAAAUUUCUUAGAAUUGCUCUCAUUCUUUUUGUCAUUAUACUAGCUGCAUAUAUCUUGUAAUCAUUGUUUAAUAAGGAAAUCGGCCUAUAGAUUUUAAGCUGUAGUACAUCCUGCUCUUGUUUAGAGAUUAGUGUAAUAUAUGCAUUUUCCUAUAAUGUUGGUAUUUGCUUUCCUGGGAGGAUUCCAUUCAUUAAGUCUUUCAGUGGGGAUGUUUAACACAUCUCGAAAUAUUUUAUAGUAGGAAGCCGGAAGUCUGCCCACCACCACCACCCCGCCUUAAAAAUAUAAGGCAGUACAGAAAUGAAAUUAACAACAACAACUGUCAAUUGCAAAGGGUGCCUCUUUUUUAUUAGUUGGUAGCAUAGGUGACGCCAUUUUGCUGUGCCUCGAGUUGUUUUCAAACACAAAGACUUUGUACCUUUUUAAUUGUAGCCCUGAUUAUCUUUGUCAUGAUGGGGGGGGGGAUCUUUCUUGCUUCCUGUGACAAAUCUAUAACAGGUUUGUUUUUUGUUUUUUCAUCUCCCACUUCCAUUUCUGACCACCUUUUCUCUGGGCACCACAGUGGACUUGGUGACGCUACCAACAGCCUUGGAGGUCUUCAGCGAACAUGAGCUGCAGCCCAGCGACCACGUGAUGGAUGUGGUGGAGGUGAUCCACUGCCUGACCGCCCUUUACGAGCGGCUCGAGGAGGAAAGAGGCAUCCUGGUGAACGUCCCCCUCUGUGUGGACAUGACCUUGAACUGGCUGCUCAAUGUUUUCGAUAGGUACCCAUAAAGGCAUCCAUACCAAUAAGAGAUGCCUUAGCAGACUAGUAAUGUUUUAAUGUGAUUGUUUUAUUGUGUAUUUUAAUGAUAGAGGCUUGUAUUUUAAUGCUUGUGUAAACUGGUUUUUAUACUUUGUAAACUGUUUAGAAACUGGUUUCGGGGUAUAAAAAUUCAUUUGGAAGGUGCCGAGUGUGGCAGUAUGAAAAUGGGCUUCACCUGUGGGUCCUCCCCAUUUGUGAAAUGCUGUCAUGCCAGGCACCAUGACUAUCUGUUUUAAGCAUCUGAAUAUUGUUAUCCUCCCAGGCCUUUGACUUUAAUCUCCCGCUUUUCUCUUUUAGUGCAGGGUUUCCCAAUCAUGGGUCUCCAGCUGUUUUUGGACUACAGUUCCCAUCAUGCCUGACCACUGGUCCUGCUAGCUAGGGAUGGUAGGAGUUGUAGUCCAAAAAGAGCUGGAGAUACAAGUUUGGGGAAUCCUGUCUUCGUGGGAUGGGGUUGUUCUUUUAUACAAAUUAUUGUGGGCAUUUUCAGUUGUUCUAUGCCUCUCAUUUUCCUACUUAAAUGUUUGUUUUCAUAAGUUGCUUUGAGUUCACGUUUCUGAAAAAAGCAACACAAUGAUGAUUAUGAUAGGAAAUCCACAAGCAGUGUAUUGUAGAGAUGGUUGUUCUGUGUUCCAAGCACCUGAUAAAAGCAGGCAGACUCCCUCUAAACAUGAAGUUUCAUAAAGUCUGUGUCUUCAGGGGCAAAGGUGGAUUGGAUUGGUUGGUAUCUCCACUGAGGCUUCUGUCAGUGGAGACUGGCAUGUGGUCUGGAUGGCUAUGAUGUGGCAUUGCAAGGAAAAGCCUGUUUGUUAUAGGUUGGGUUUGCCAAGCAAGACACAGACCACCAGCCAUGCCCUGUUGCCUGCAAGGUGCUAUGCACACACCCUGCUGGAAAUGCAUGUUUUUUAUUGAGCUCCUAGUGGGCUAUCAUGCCUUUGCAGGCCUGUUCUGGGAGGCCUGGUUCUGCCAGCACUGUUUGGUGGAAACCACUACAGAGUCUCAUCUGCUGUGCAGAAAUUGGUCACUUGUAAACUGAGCCAAAAAAGGGGGGGGGUUUGCAGGUUUCCCCCCACCCCACUCACCCUGCGCCUUUUGUCUUCCAGUGGACGCAGCGGGAAGAUGCGGGCUCUCUCCUUCAAGACAGGCAUAGCAUGUCUGUGUGGCACGGAGGUGAAGGAAAAAUUUCAAUGUGAGUCAUCCGGGGGAGAUGGUUGAUGAAACCAGAGUGUGGGAGGCUUUCAGGUUUGGAAAGGUGGAGAGAGGCGAGUGCAGGAGGAGUCACAGCUGCAUCACAAUUCACCUGCCUGCAUCCCUUCCAGUAUUGCACAGAUGGAAAUAUGGCAGGAAGCCUUUUAUAUUGCUCACAAAGCUCCUGUUUCCUGCAGCGGAGGAGAGAGCAUUCUUUCAUGGGUUCCUCGUCCCACUUGCAUGAAUAGGCCUGCACACAAAUCAGUCCUGCACAUGCCAUCCUGCAUGACAGAAAAACACCCUCUCAGUUCCAGUCCUGCCUUGCUCCAAGGAACAGGGCUUCCACAGUGCUCCACUGAAUUUUAAAGCAGACCAGCUAUUUCCCUCCUGCCUAUCACAGUGCUGACAGGUGAGGAAUGUCCAGAGAGAUGAAUUAGCUCUUCAUUGUCUAAAGUACACUUGCAAAUUAGGAAAAGGCAGGACCAUCCGUCCUAUGUCUCUCAGCCACUCCUAGCUGUGCAGUUGCUGCGACAGAGAGGACCUGCCCCUGACCUCAGCUUAUGUACCUCCCCCACCCAAGCGGCACACAAGCAGCUGGAGACUCUGCCUGCGUGUAAGCUUCUGCUCCUCCCACUUCAGUCCUCUUCUGGUCCUGGGAGACAGCGGAGCAGGAGAGCUAGGAGCAGGACGAGGAGAUGUGGAAGCCCUUGACUCUACACCAGCCUGACCUAUCUCUCCCUCCUCCUGCACCUGUUCUCCCCUCUCCAAUCCUGCAGCUCCUCCUGCCUCUGACUCUCGUCUCCUGGCUCUUACAGGCUCCCCCAGAUCACUGAUCCCUUCUUCCAAGCCAGCAUCCAACCCCCCCACCCCUUUUCCGGUGCCCACUCAUCAAAAUCAAACCACAGCUCCUCAGCUUCCAGCCAUUCCCUGAAUCUGCCCCUGCAGGGUGGAAGGCAAUUGGCAACAUGCAAGGGUCCUGUGGCAUACUAGUUUACAGGGGCUGCGCAUCCCGUUUUGCCACCUGAGGCAAAACAAGAAGUGCCACCUUGCCCUGCCCUACUGCUCCCACCACUGCUGCCAUACUUGUUGCUGUUGGCACCACUUCUCUGCCUGCCCUGCUGCCUUUGCCACAGAUGCAGGAGCAAAGCUGCCAUCAGUGCCAUUUUUGGGCAAUAUAUUGCCUGAUUUGGGCGAGAUAUUGCCAAAAUUAUGCAAUAUCUUGCUUUCUUGCAAGAUCUCAUUUGAUUUGGGGUGUGAUUUCAUCUGAUACAGGUGCCACUUCAGUGCCACCUAAGGUACACCCACAGAACUGCCACCUUGCGAACUUCUGCUACCUGAGGCAGCUGCCUCAGUUUGCCUAUUGGCAAAGCCAGCUUUGGUGGUUGGUUUGAAAAGGUUACUCGGGGACAGAAAGGUUUGCAAACCACUGCCUUAGGGCAUAUCUUUACUACAGAUAUAGUUGUAGAAAUGCAAUUUUGUUGGCAUUUUAAUGUGAAACUAACUAACACACACUUCUCAAACCAAUAUACAAACCAAAACAAAGCUGUCCUUCAGAAUUUGCACUUCCCUGAAUUUUGUGGUACAUUUCUUCAACCAAACAAUCUGGAUGAAAAAAAAGAAUGUAUUGGGGAAAAUGGUGCAUAAAAUGCAAAAUAUUAGUGAAAAUAUAUGUACAAAGAUGCAUUUCAUUGGAGAAUAUAUAUAUUAAGAGAAAUCUGCACUAAAUUGCUGCUGAAUUUUCAAGAGUUUUUUUUGGGGGGGGGGGCUGCAGGAAAUAACCCUGCAAAUUGUUUUAUAAAAAGGAGAAACUGAGAGAAAUCGAAACUGACAGAUUCCUCCAUCCUUAAUUGCAGAUUAUUGUAAUCAUCAUCAUGACUUCUCUCAAAGGAUCCUGGUAAUUGUAGUACCCUUAACAAACUGCAGCUCCUAUGAUUCUUUGGGGGAUGCCUUGACUGUUUAAAGUGCUAUGAUACUGCUUUAAAUUUAUAGUGCAGAUGGGCCAUGGUUAAGAGUGAUACCUUCUUUCAAAGCUUGACUUUCACCACUGAUGCUUGUCUUUCCCCAUGUUUUCAUAGCUCUGGGAAAAGCUGCAGUUUGAGUCUCUCUCCUUUCUUUCUUUCUUUCUCUCUCUGUCUCUUCCUCCCUCCCUCAUCCCACCCUUUGUGGGGGCCCCAUGCUCUUCCCUCGCACCUUUCAGAUCUCUUCAGCCAGGUGGCAAAUGCCAGCGGACUCUGUGACCAGCGACACCUUGGCGUCCUUCUUCACGAGGCCAUCCAGGUACCACGGCAACUCGGGGAGGUGGCAGCCUUUGGAGGGAGCAACGUGGAGCCCAGCGUUCGCAGCUGCUUCCGAUUUGUACGUGACACAGGUGGUGCUUUGUCCAUGUUGACGCUACAAGGAGAGAUUCCUUUUGCCACGGGAGUUGUUGAGGGAGCCAGUGGGUCAUAUUUCUUGGGUGUCUCUCAGUGGCUUAGGAGUGGCUUUUCUGUGGUUCCUUCCCUCACAGCUGCAAGUUACGUUUCAAGGCCUGUUGGCACAUGAGUGGGCCCAGUUGCGCAGCUUUCCCCCCCCCAAAAAAAACCCCAACAGCCAGCCAAAAUGAAUGGACAAGUGGGGGGGGAGGCCUCAUGUUUCCACUCACCUUGCACUCGGCCUUUAACGUUCCAGCAACGGCUCAGAGUUGAAGGCACACGUAACUUGCUCAUUAUGUUUCUACCAUAACAUGAAAAGUGCCUUAGUCUUUUAAUAAGAAGCCACUCAACUGCCUUUGUCACCUCUUGACAGUCUUAUCCCUUUGUUUUAGGUUUGUCGAGUUUAUGAAUCACUUCCCACAACCAAAAAGUCCUGAAGAAAUUUAAGACAUGCAUAAAAUGCAGUAAUCAAAAUAUAUAAGCUUAUAGAAAGCAUAGUCAGAGUAAAGACACCCAGUCUUUGGUGCUGCCCAAACACCCAGAAAAAAACCCUCAAACAUCUUUUCCUGGCACCAAAACAAUGGCAGAGUUGGUGCCAGGCAAGAUUCCCUAGGGAAGAGCAUUCCAUAGACAGAAAGCUACUACAGGAAAGACUGCCUUCAGAUGGAAGUCCACUUAGCAUCAACUAUUGUGACGUGAUUUAGGCUUAGGACCACCUUUCUUCAUAGGUCCUCAAGAUCUUCAGUAGAGAGUUUUCAAUGGGACACUGCAAUCUGAGGUGAAGUGAGUGGGUAUCAGGAAGAUGUCCUUCUUGAUUGGUAGUACCCCGAUUGUGGAAUGUUCUUGCCAGCAAGGUUCUCCUGGUGCCUACAAUGUUAUCUUUUUGACACUAGGCAAAGGUUUUGUUUUUGUUUUGAACCAAGCUUUUCCCCUUAUGUUUUGAUUCUGGUUGCUUCAAUGCUGCUUUGAGACCUGCCGCCUUCUUAGUUUUUACAUUUUAUUGGUAUUGGAAACGUUGCUUGCUUUGCUGUGUAUUACUUUUUAAACAGAAAGUACACUGGGAAUCGGAAGGGUGAUAUAAAAAAAAAGUCUUUAAAGAUCACCAUGUAGAAUUUCAAGGAAUUUUUAUGCACUAUAUCGUUUUAAGCAGAUUAAAUCAUUUGUAGGAGCAGAGAUGUCAGUACGAUCAGCGCCAUUUUGGAAGGGAAAGAGGAUAUAUGUACCAAAUGUGCAGCCCUGCAAUCCAUUCAUAUGACUAGCGAUCAGCACCUGCCUCACUUCUCUUCCUCUUAGGGUAAUGGGAAACCAGCAAUUGAGGCUAUCCAGUUCCUGGAAUGGGCUAACCUGGAGCCACAGUCAAUGGUGUGGCUGGCAGUACUGCAUCGAGUGACUAUAGCCGAGCAAGUUAAACACCAGACCAAGUGCUCUGUCUGCCGACAAUGCCCUAUCAAAGGAUUCAGGUAUGGGGUGUGCUACAGUAGACAGCUUCCCAUAUGCACUGUGAUAACAGGGUGCUGGAUUAGUUGGGCCAUUGGUCUGAUCCAGCAGACUUCUUCCUCUGUCUUUAGGCCCAUGACAUUUGAUGUCCACGGGUCCAUUCCCUCUGUACAUAGAGGUACCAUCUAGCUAUUAUAAGUAAUAGCUGCUGAUAGAACUUUUCCUCCAUAGCUCAUCAUAUGUUCCUAUAUUCAAAUGGAAUCCUACAGCAAAAACAUCCCUGCACGUCGAAACACUUCUUUCUGUGCACUCAUUUUCUAUGUUGAAGCCUUAAAAAAAGUGGAGGUGGGCAUUAAUAAGAACGUCGGGAGCUGCCUUAUUAUCUUGUAUUCUUAUUUAUUUAUUCAGUCUAGAUACCACCCUUUAUCAAAAGAUCCCAGGGCAGUGCACAACAUAUAGAGCACAUUUUACGGAGCACAAAAAUAAAAAAAUGGCCAAAGGCCUGGGUAAAGAGGAAUGUUUUGCCUAGCGCCUAAAGACACGUAAUGAUGGCGCCAAGCGAGCCUCUCUGAGUCAGACCAUUCAUCCAUCUAGCUCAGUACUGUUUACUCUGAUUGGCAGGUGCUCUCCAGAGUUUGAGUCAUGGGGACAUUCCCAGUCCUACCUGGGAUUGAAUCUGGGAACUUAAGUGUGCAAGGCAAAUGCUCUACCCCUGAGCAAUGGUCCUCCCCAAACAUACAAACCCUACUUGCGUCCUGACAUGGGUGGAGUCUAGGAGAUGCUUUAUUAUUUUGAUGCUGCUGGUUUUAUGCCCCAGCCCUGAUUGCCCUUUGUUCCAGGUACCGAAGCCUGAAGCAGUUCAAUGUGGACAUCUGCCAGACUUGCUUCUUGACUGGGAGAGCCAGCAAAGGCAACAAGCUGCAUUAUCCCAUUAUGGAAUACUACACAAUGGUAAGGGACGCGGGUGGCGCUGUGGGUAAAACCUCAGUGCCUAGGACUUGCCGAUCGCAUGGUCGGCGGUUCGAAUCCCCACGGCGGGGUGAGCUCCUGUCAUUCAGUCCCAGCUCCUGCCCACCUAGCAGUUCAAAAGCACCCUUAAGUGCAAGUAGAUAAAUAGGUACCGCUUUAUAGCGGGAAGGUAACAGCGUUUCCGUGCGCUGCGCUGGUGCUGGCUCGCCAGAGCAGCUUCGUCACGCUGGCCACGUGACCCGGAAGUGUCUUCUGACAGCGCUGGCUCCCGGCCUCUUAAGCGAGAUGAGCACGCAACCCCAGAGUCGGUCACAACUGGCCCGUAAGGGCAGGGGUACCUUUACCUUUACCUUUACACAAUGGUAAUAUAGGCAAGAAGUUGUCUGGAGAAAACUGUUUGGGGGGACACUGGUAUUUGACCAAUGACACUGUUCAUGUUUGACCAAUGAACUGUUCAUGGAGCAAGCUCUGGACCCAUUACUUAGGCCUAGGCCAAGGGUGAGAAACUUCUGGGCCUCCAGAUGUUGUUGAACUCUAGUUCCCAUCAGCUCCAGCCAGCAUGGCCAAUUGUCAGGGAUGAUGGGAAUUGUAGUUCAGCAACACUUGGGGUAGGGCACAGGUUCCCCAGCUUGCCUGCAUAACAAGUUACCAGCAUUACCAAGCCUACCCUAUUUUUAAAAAGGUAUGGGAAGAAAAUACACUUUUCGAUAGAAUAAAAACAGGCUUGACCCAGUGUUCUUUUAUUCAGCCUGCACACAAAAAUACAGAAAGAACAUAGAGGACUGACUAGUCAUAUAAUAGCUUCUAGACCAGAAUAUGCUAAAUAUGAAAAAAAUAACUACAGCACCAUAUAUAGAAUAAUGGAGAUUAAAAUAUGUGGGAUUUGACAGUAAUUGUAGCCUGACCUGUACUGUUGCAAGUCUUGAAUAAAGCUUUAUUUCUUACUCAUAGGUAAGAGCUUUUGUUGUAACAUUUAGGGAAGUUUUUAAUGUUUGAAGUUUUAUUCCGUCUUUAAUGUUCUGUUGAAAGCCACCCAGAGUGGCUGGGGAAACCCAGCCAGAUAGUGGGGUGGAAAUUAUUUAUUAUUAUUAUUAUUAUUAUCAUUAUUAUUAUUAUUUCGUUUGGGAGGCAGGACAGUAAUGUCCACCUUGACAUCUUUUCUAAGAACAAAUGAGAAUUAUCAAAGAGGAAAUGAGUUUCUGGAGAACUGGGCACCUGUUUUUGCAAACUGAAUUUAAUGCUGGAUCCACAACUAUGCUUUUAAGAAAAAUUAACAUGAAGGGUUGUCUUCAACUAAAUUCUGCACAGAGUAGACCCAUUUAAAUUAAGGGACCUAAGAAAUUAAUGUCAUUUAAUUUCAGGGGACCAGAUCUGAGUGUGACAAACUCUGGAUACAACCCAAAUAACUUUGAAAAACACUCCUAACAAAUGCAUGAAAAUGAUUUUCAAGUUAGGAUCAGUAGUAUUCUGUAUAUUUUCUAUAAGGUCAAUCUAUUUUUUAUCUUAAGUUUACUAUAUAUAGUGUAUGAAUCACUAUCCUGAUUGGGCAGUAAACAGGUGUGUGAACGAAGCCUCUGUUCCUCUCUGCAGACCACAUCUAGUGAGAACAUGAGGGACUUUGCCACCACCCUGAAAAACAAGUUCCGGUCGAAGCAGUAUUUCAGCAAGCAUCCCCAAAGAGGGUACCUGCCGGUCCAGUCCGUCCUGGAGGCAGAUUUCAUUGAAACGUAAGUCCUGGUCCUGGCUGCAAAUUCCCCACCCUCUUCCUUGAUCGAUGGACAUCUUCGUGAUGCUUGCUGGGUGAGAAGAAAAGGGGGAUGGAGAACAUGCAACAGUGGCGUAGCGUGGGUUGUCAGCAUCCGGGGCAAGGCAAGUAAUUUGCGCCCCCUGCGAGUGCGAGCUGCGAGUGCGAGCGCCCCCCCCAGAUGUUGCGCCCGGUGCAGCCGGCCCCCCCCUGCACCCCCCACGCUACGCCACUGACAUGCAAUGCUCAGGUGUUGAACUCCCAAAUCCUAUCUGCAUGGCCGUUGCUCAGGGAUUUCGGUAACUAGAGUCCAGCAACAUCUGGGUAGCCACAGGUUCCCCAUCUCUGGCCUCAACAGAACUUAGACCAAACCUAGAAUUCUGGGAAGCAAAGAAUUCCCUAUCAGCGGUGGAUGGAUGGCCUGGAGUAAUAAAAUGUGUAAUCAUUGAAAUCUCUUUACAUGAUUUACAUAAAAUAUACAUUAAGGUUAACUAUAGAAAUCAGAGGUUAAAGACAAGUUGACUUUAAACAAUUCCAAAAUAAAUAAAAUCAGUUGUUAAAAAUUUACAUUAUAAAAAUAAAGAAAACUACCUAUUGAAAUGUACGUCAGCUUUCCAUAUCUGGUUCAACUUGUCUAAACAAAGAAGUUUUUAGUAGGCACUUUAAACAAUACAAUUAAGAGGCCUACCUAGUAUCAAUGUGCAAGGAGUUCCACCAUUGUUUCCUUACAACUGCAGAAUUGGAUAUUGUGUGGUGCUUGUAAAAAGUUCCAGUUCCAUCUUCUAAUACCAGCUGCUCCUACUACUAGGAUAAUAAGAUUCCAAAGGUAAUUUUGCACAAACUUCAUCUGUCAUCACAGCUGAAGGUGAAGGAAUCCACACCAGGGUGCCAUCAGCUCAGUAGUGAUGAGAAGCAAUGUCCCCACUAAGUCCAGCAUUCCAUUCCUUCUAGGAAUGCUCAUGCACAACUGGUGCAUGGAUUGGAGAAGAGGCUGCAGGUUAGGAGCAGAGCAAAUGCUUUGCAUGCAGAAGAUGGAAAAGACCCCACUCGGCCCAAGACCCUAGCAACCUCUGCCAGUCAGAGAAGAUAGUACUGAGCUAGAUGGAUGAAUACCCAGGCCUGGUAUAAGGCAGCUUUCUGUGAUCCUUUGCUGUCAGUCUUCAGAAGUCACAGUUGCAUAGUGUAAAUCAGGGAUGGGGAACCUGUGAUCUUCCAGAUGUUAUGGGAAUAAUACUCCCAUCCUUCCGGGACAUUAGUCAAAGUGACUCGGGGCUGAUGGGAGUUGGAAUCCAACAGCAUCAAAAGGGCCGUAUCCCUGUGCUGUUUCUGCGGGGGGGGGGGGGUGUUUUGAAAAGUCUUGAGUCAUUGGCAGUCAUUACUCUGGUGUAAUAGCUGGGCUUGUGGAGGUAUCAAUUAGUGGGAGAUUUGGCAGGAGCUCAACAGCAUAUGGGUGGCCACUGGUUCCCCACCCCUGUUGCAGCAGAUAACACCCCCUUCCCAAAGGUCAAAAGGUCUCCCCACAGACUUGUUGUUCAUUUGUUUAUAAAAAUGCUUAUAUACCACAAUUUCAUUUUUUUAAAAAAAUCUAAGUUGCUUACAACAGUGUUACACACGCACACACACACACACACACACCCCCCACCAUAUAAAAAGAGUAACAUCACAGAUUAUCAGCUAACUAUUACAGGAAAAUGUUUUCUUAAUAGUCUGCAUAAACCUGACAACAUUGGUAAGUUUUCAGGAGAUGCUUAAAGGGUAAUAUAGAAGACACCUACUGAAUCCAUCAGAUGCCAGUGAGAUAAAGCACUACACAACUUUUAGAAGACAUCUGAAGGCAGUCCUAUAUCGGGAAGUUGUUGGUGUUUGAUGUUUUAUUAUGUUUUUAUAUGUGCUGAAAGCUGCGCAGAAUUGCUGGGGAAACCCAGCCAGAUGGGCAGGGUAUAAUAAUAAUAAUAAUAAUAAUAAUAAUAAUAAUAAUAUAAUAAUAAUAACAAGAAGAAGAAGAAGAAGAAGAAGAAGAAGAAGAAAAGAAGUAUUAUUAUUAUUAUUAUUAUUAUCAUCAUCAUCAUCAUUAUCACCACCACCACCAUCAUCAUCAUCACCAUCAUCAUCAUCAUCAUCUCUACUGGAAGAGGCUUCCACAGGACUAUGCUGUUGAUGCUUGAAGCCUCAGUUUUCUGUCAAUGUCAAACAAGCCUCAUGAACUCAGGAGGUGACCAAUGACACUCCUACAGAUUAUAGCAGUGACUGAGCUGGGAUAGAAGAGUUCAAGCAGUCCCUUAAGUACCAUGGACCUAAGUUGUUCAGGGCUUUGUAAAUUAAUGCAAGCACCUUGUUUUACCUGCCUAGAUGCACGACCGGUGCAGUUGACACUUUCAUUAGACCCCUGCUAGGCAACUGCUGACAAUGUCAUACCUCAGUCCUUCGUGACUUCUGCUUGUUCCUUUCAGGCCAGCCUCCUCUCCCAUGUUACCUCAUGCAGAUACUCACUCUCGGAUCGAACACUUCGCCAGCAGGUACCACUUGACACCCCUAAGAAAGGGGUCGGGCCAAAAUGUUGGGUGGUAUGGGGAAUGGGGUGGCACAGCCAGUAUGACAGAUACAGUGAGUGGAGGAAAACCUGGUACAUCAGAAAAGCGCUCUGUAGCAAAGGCAGAAGGUGACUGUCUCCAACGCUCCAAACACUACAAUCAGGCCUUUGCAGGGUGGGGGGCAACUGGGUACACUUGCUCUGGGCCUUGGAAGGCUAAGCUGGCCAGGGGACCCUGCAAGGGACUGGCUUCUUUUUGGUUUGAGUUUAUAACUUUAUUCUAACUAUUCUUUUGCUCUGGGCCUUAGACAAGUUCUAUAUGGGCCUGACUACAAUAGCACUGCUAAGAAGACAGAGUUCCAUUUAAGGAUAAAACUUAAAAUUCCCAGAAUAUUGAUGGCUUCUAGCUGUGGGCUUCUUCAGAUGUCCUUUUAAUUGUGUAUUCAUGAUUAUUUUUGUUCAUGGUGGUAUCAAGGGUGGUUAUCAGUGAUCCUGCUUUCUGAUGAGUGGUUGUUGUUUUUCUUUGGGCAGGGGUAUUUUAAUAAAUGGAGAAUUCUCUAGAAGCCUAGAUCCAGGUUUGGGGCAGGUACUCUUUGGAGAGAGAGCUCCAGCAGAGAUUUAAAACUGCAAAACAUGCAACAAAGUAAAGCAUGGAAAUGUAGGCUAGAAGAUGUUUAAAAUAUCCCCUUUUAAAUAUCCCCAUUUCCCAUAGCAUAGAAAGAGACCAGGCAUUUGGUACGUUAAAAAUGUUUUACUUACAAACUCAAACUCAUGUGCUUUUCCAUACAGCAGCAAGAAAAGACACCUUAGAUUCCAAAAUGGUAAAUGUUUCUAAGUUAUUUGUAUAGAAACACAAAGAUGGCUUGUGUAAGCCAUGUGGUCUAAGCUUGGAACAUCCAGCUUGGACCUCCUUAUUGCAGAGGUGAAUUUAGAGGAGUGCAACCAGCAGUAGGCAACUAUGCUUUAGAGUGGAGUGUGAGAGGCAAGGCAAUAUUUAAACUGCUAAUUUGGAGGAGCUUGUUUCAUACCCAGAAUUUCCUACCCUCAUGAGAGCUGCAAUUUCUCUCCUCCUGUGGCCAUCCACCUGGUACCUUUUGGGAUCUUCUGGAAAGAUCUUCUGUCUUUCCUCGCUACUUCCAUGAAGUUCAUUGCCCCUCUUCUGUUUUCCUGUAGGCUUGCAGAGAUGGAAAGCCAGAAUUCCUCCUUUUACAACGACAGCCUUUCUCCGGAUGACAGCCUGUGAGUUGCUACUGUCCUCCUUGCAAAUUCUACUGAAAUCUGUGUGCUUUCUGUCAGUUGCAAAGCUAGGGGGUGGGGGGUACCAGGGUCCAACCAGAGGUCAUAUUUAAUUAGGCAACUUCACACUGCAACCACCUGCAUUUAUAUUUGGACAUAGGAGGUUUAUUGAGUUCAAUGGGACUAACUGCCGCGUGACUGUGUAUAAGGCUUCACGUUUAGGCUGUGAUCUCUUGGCAGAUGUCCCCAACCCUUUAUCCUCCACUCCUUCAUUUGGGCAGAGAAGGAUUCCAUGUGGACAUUCCCCCACUUCCGCUGGGUGGGGAAAAUGAGCACUAAUACAGCACAUAACCUCACUUCUAUCAUAUAUCUUGCUUCUCCCACUUGCAAUUGCAUGUGGACUCACCCAGAGUCAAACCUGGCCUACGUUUCUUGGAAAGGAGCAAACAGCAUGGCAAACAAAAGUUAGCAUGCUACCCAUGCUUUUUACAGGUACCUUGAGAUUUCCUACACGUAGCGAGAAAUAUUUACGCAUUCAAAUUCUCUCCUGCUCUACCUCCCAAGGCCAUCUUCUUCCUGUCCCAUCAGUGCAAGUGUUCUUCAGGUAGAAUGUGCAGUAGGCCAGCUGGUUCUGUUUCCCAGGUGACCAGCACCUAGGCCAUGCACAUUUAUUUAUUUCAGGCAAUUUUAUCCUCUUCAGGCAAAAUGCCUCCCAGGACAGCUUACAAACUAGCAGUGACAACCAAGACCCAAUACACCCCUUGCCCACAGGCUGACAAUCUAAAAGAUGCAUCACAGAAAGGGGAAAGGGAUACAGAGCCAUGGGUGUGAGUGUGCAAUGACAUCAGGAAACAGGAAGGCAAGGCUAAAGCCAUCGCAAGUAGCAGAAUAAGGUGAAGGGUUGUAACUCGGUGGUAAAGCAUCUGCCUCGCAUGGUUCAGUCUCCAGCAUCAGCAGGUAGGACAGGGAGAGACUUCUGCCUGAAAUCAUGGAGAGCUGCUGCCAGUCAAAGUAGACAACACUGAGCUAGAUGGACCAAGGGUCUGAUUUAAUGUAAGGCAUUGAACUUCCUGUGAAGGGGGAGAGGCAGAAGCUUAGCAUGCCAAUUGUUUAGAUUAGUUCAGCAGGCCUGAUGCAAGGUGUAGUGUAGUGCAACAAACCACCCCAACUAAGACUUCUAGCUUCCUUGCAUUAACCUCAUCACAGCUCUGUCCACAACAGGGAUGAGGACCAGUACCUUUUGCGCCACUCCAGCCCUAUUACAGACAGAGAACCAGUCAGUAGUCAGCAGCCCCAGGACAGCACCAACACAGACGACAAAGGGGAACUGGAGAGAAUCUUGGCGCACCUGGAGGAUGAAAACAGGUAAGUGGGCAUGGCCAGCAGAGUUAUUGUAAUCAUUCCUUUUAUUACAGGUCUGUAAGAUGUGUGCACAUAUUUCUGGGAGGAAAGGAACAGAGCUUCCUAACAAUAUUUGCUUUCAUUCAUGAUAUUGGCAAAAAAAAAAAAAUCCCAUUGAUCCAAGACCUUCAGCAAUUUUCAAAGGUCCAGGGGUUGGAAAGUUUGGGAGCCACUGUUCUAGCUCUUGAGCACCUUUUUUUUUUUUAAAUAAUAAUUUUUUAUUAAGGUUUUAAACAAACAAAAAAGAAAAACAACAUACACAAAAAAACAAUACAAAACUUAACAAUAUAAACACAAAACAAUUAAUAACAAACUCUCUUUUCCAUUUCCAAUUUUAAGUUACUUAUUUUCUGGACUUCCUCAUACCUCCCUCUUUUGUAUUCCAAUCCACAUUUAUUUAUCCAGCAGUUUCUUUUCCACUUUUUUAAUCCCAAUCUUUAAUUUAAUAAAAUGUUAAAAUAUAUAACUUCAACUUUUUUAAACCUAAUCCUUGGUCUUAAUAUCCUGUAACUUUAAAGUUUUCCCUUUUAAUAUCAAAUUUCCAUUUCUUUAAACUUCUUUAAUCUUAAUCUUUAAUCUUAAUCUAUCCUUAACUUUAACCUGUGCAGCUGGAAACCACUUAUUUUCAGUCCAACAUCACUCUAACAUUCCUUAAUUUUGCAGUGUUUCUGAAGAUAGUCUUUGAAUUUCUUCCAGUCUUCCUCCAUCGACUCUUCUCCCUGGUCACGGAUUCUACCAGUCAUUUCCGCCAAUUCCAUAUAGUCCAUAAGUUUCAUCUGCCAUUCCUCCAGCGUGGGAAGUUCUUGUGUCUUCCAAUACUUUGCGAUGAGUAUUCUUGCUGCUGUUGUUGCAUACAUAAAGAAAGUUCUAUCCUUUUUUAACACCAUUUGGCCGACUAUGCCCAGGAGAAAGGCCUCUGGUUUCUUAGGAAAGGUAUACUUAAAUACCUUUUUUAAUUCAUUAUAUAUCAUUUCCCAGAAAGCCUUAAUCUUUGGGCACGUCCACCAAAGGUGAAAAAAUGUACCUUCAAUUUCUUUACAUUUCCAACAUUUGUUAUCGGGCAAGUGAUAGAUUUUCGCAAGCUUGACUGGGGUUAUGUACCACCUGUAUAUCAUUUUCAUAAUAUUCUCUCUUAAGGCAUUACAUGCCGUAAAUUUCAUACCUGUGGUCCAUAACUGUUCCCAGUCAGCAAACAUAAUGUUAUGACCAACGUCCUGUGCCCAUUUAAUCAUAGCCGAUUUUACCGUUUCAUCUUGAGUAUUCCAUUUCAGCAGCAAGUUAUACAUUCUUGACAAAUUCUUAGUAUUGGGUUCUAACAAUUCUGUUUCUAAUUUGGAUCUUUCCACCUGGAAGCCAAUUUUCCUGUCCAAUUUAAAUACCUCCAUUAUUUGAUAAUAAUGAAGCCAGUCUCGCACUUUGUUUUUUAGUUCUAGCUCUUGAGCACCUUAAGCCCCUGAUGCCAACAUACUCUUGCUACAUUCCUGAUCUUGUAUUUCUCCUUGCAGGGUUCUCCAGGGGGAGCUAAAGCGUCUGAAAUGGCAGCACGAGGAGGCAGCAGAGUCGGCAGAAGGAACUCCAGAAUCAGCACAGGAUCCACACAACGAAGAGCUGCUGGCAGAGGCCCGGAUCCUUCGACAGCACAAAAGCCGCCUGGAGACACGGAUGCAGAUCUUGGAGGACCACAACAAACAGUUAGAAUCUCAACUGCAGCGCCUGAGAGAGCUGCUUCUGCAGGUAUUGUCUGUGGGCUAUAUCUCAAAAAGAAAGUUCUUUGGCCUUCUUUGCAUAUGAUGCAUUCAUCCUCAGGUGACGUCAUUAGGAGCACAGGAAUCUGCCUUACACAUAGUUAAACCAUUGAUCCAUCUAGCUCAGUAUUGUCUGCGCAAACUUGUCAGUGGCUCUCCAGGGUUUCAGAUGGAAGAUGUUCCCUAUCCUACCUAGAGAUGCUGCAGGUAGGACCUGGGACCUUCUGCUUGCAAAGCAGGUGCUCUGCUACGGAGCUAUGGCCCUUCCCAAUAUUACACACUCAAAAGAAAUGGUAUGAACUGAAACUAGGCCAGGUUUUGUGGGUCAUGACCCAUCAGCUGAAGACCUGUGAUUUAGUGGGCAGCCCAACCCUGAAGCUGUAGCUGGAUUUAUGAGGAUGUCAGAGCCAGUGGCCAUGUGCCAUGCAGGACAGAUGGGGGAGCACCAGGUGAGAAGUUGGUGGUCAUGAGCAUCCUUAACAUCUACCUUCUCUUGCUAGCCUGGAACAGAUUCCAAAGGGGACGGCUCUACAGCCUCAUCCUUGGCUUCCUCUCCCCAUCCAUCAGAGGAGAGUCAGACCAGAGAAAAAGGCCCUGGCACUCCAAACACGGAAACUGCAGGUGAGGCUCUAUGGUGCUAUGAAGCCCGCCCUGCAGGCUGCUGAGUUUCUUUCCUGAGUGUCCUCAUUCCUACUUCUGCCGAAGCAAUUACAGAGCAUAAGAAGAGCCUGCUGGCCAAAAUCCUGCUCUUACAGUGGCAAGCCCAGUGCUUCUGGGAAACCUGUAAGCAGGACCUGAGCACACAUCUCCUCCUGCCAGCAACCAGUAUUCAGAUGCAUACUGCCUCUGACUAUGGAGGCGGAGCAUAGCUAGUAGCCAUGGACAGACUUAUCCUCCUUGAAUUUAUCUAAUUCUCAUUUAAUGCCAUCCAGAUUGGUUCUCCUGUGAGAGUGAGUUCCAUAGUUUAACUAUGUGGUGCAUGAAUUUGUACCUUGAGGAACAGAUCCUGCCUUCUCUAUUUAUUCUACUGUAUUCCUUUCUUUAAUACCCUGCCUUUCCUCCCAAGUAACCCUAGGGUGGUCAUUGGUCAUGUCCCCCUCCUUGAACAGGAAGAGAACCCAAUUUGGGUCGCAGGUCUUUUAUCAUCUAUUUGAGAAUGCAUCUUGGCAUUAUAAACAUGCGUUUGAGCUGGACCAUUACAUAGCCUUUGCCCUCUGCUUCCUAGUCUAGUAGUCUUCAGUCUCAUCCAGACCAUGGCUUCCUCCAAGAAAUCCUAGGAGCUGUAAUUUAUACCUCACAGAUAUACAAUUCCCAGGACCCUUAACAAACCACAGUUCCUGGGAUUCUUUGAGAGAAGCCAUGUGCUUUAAAUCUGCUUCAUAUGUAUGGUGUGGGUGUGACUUUCAACGGAAAGAGGGCUUUGUCCUCUAAUAAUCCCAAAUCUGUCUUGUAGUGUUAUCCCCAACCUUUCAGCAAGAUGGUGACUGAUUAAUAGACCACUUUUAACUGACUCUUCAUUGAAAAUCCCAGAUACAACAAUAUUAACAUGAUAUCCUCCCUACCCCCAUUUUACUCAUUUUUCUUUCUCAUAGAUGAGGUGGAGGUGAGUACUCAGGACGUCAGUCUGUGUCUGGAGGAUAUCAUGGAGAAGCUUCGAAAUGCUUUUCCCAACACUGGAGGUACAGUGCCUUAAAUCAUCUGGGCCUACAUCAUCAGGGAUGGGAUACCUUCUGUCCCUUCAGGUGCUUAUGGACCCGGAUACCCAUCAGCUCCAGCCAGCGUGGCUCAGUGUCGAGGGAUGAUGGGAAUUGUAGGCCCAGCAACAUCUGGAGGGCCAUAGAUUCCCCAUCUCUGGAUUACUGAGGUGAAUUAAAAUGGCGGCCCCUACUGAAAGCAGUGGGCCCUACUGGAGAGCCCAAGGCACCAGCAGUGGGCUCAAAUGCGAUGCAGAGGUCCAAAAAGUUGCACAGUUGCACUGUAACCCUUGAAGCGUGCCAUCUUCACUGCAGCCUUUUUUACCUGAGUUUGUGGAAGUUCCCCACAUGUUUUAGAAACCUGAAAGAUCUAAAAUAUGAGGGGAGUCUCCAUGAGUAUAGGAGACUUCCCACUUCAGUCUUCCUGUACAAACGGAAGGCUGACCAGAAUGGUUGUAGGCCCCUGGAGUCACAGUCCCUUUUUUCCCUGACAGGGCAAAGACCACACCCCCUGGCCUUCCUGAAGAAGUCUCUCAAGUUCUCCUAGAUGACUUGUUCAAAGCUGACCGUGGGCAUCAGCUGGUAUUAGCUAUUGUGUUGCUCCUGGUCUGGCUGCUUAUGGCAUUGAUGUCUGGCAUACCAAACCUGUAUAACCUAGCCUUACUGCUUUUGCCAGUGUGUCCGUUUUUAUUUGAUGGGCAUAACCAUUGGCCUCCCUCCCCCCCCUCCCCACAGUGGCAUGAUAGGCCUAAGGCUUUCUUCACCUCUUAUAUGCAGAAGACAGAAAUAUAUCUCAGGGAAAUCACUAAUGAAAGGGGACAGAAAGAUUUCAUGGCUCAGCGUGUUGUGUCAUUGACAAACUUGUUCCAGGAAUGAAUAAAGCCCAUGUAUUCUUUCCAGGCAGAGGUCCGCACUUAAACGCUCUGCAUCCAAGUGGGGUUUUUUGUUGUUGUUUUGUUCUAAGAUUUCUCCUUCAAGACCGGCUCUUUAAAGCUGAAGCAGAGAAAAUGUCAAGUUCGGGUUUCCCACAGAUUGACAUUUGCUCCGAUUGAACUUUAAAGAGUUUUCACGGAGACAGCUCCGUAGCAAAAAAACCAGAGAGCUUUAAAUCACGGACUGGGCCUGGAAAGGGCGGAGGAAAAGUAAGUGUGGAUAAGCCCUGAGGUAAACUGCAAGACAUUGGAUGCAAACACACUGUACGUUCAAAGCACAUUCUCCCCUAACCCCCCCUGGGAACUGUAGUUCACCCUUCACAGAGCUACAAUUUCCAGCACCCUUAUCAAACGACAGUCCCUAGGAUUCUAUAUAUGGUGUGCUUUAAAUAUAUGGUGUGCAUGCAGCCACAGUUUGAGUGUAAAGAUUUAGUGUUUGCUCAGUAUGGCUUUUCCCCCAGCCUCUGAAACCCUGUAGAGUUGUUGCAAAUGUAAAGAUCAGAGUGGAAACUCUGCUCCCCAUCACUUUGACAGGUGGGCAGAGCUGCCGAAAUGUCAAUCGCCUGACAUUGCCAGAUGUCAGGUGGCCCAAGUUCAAAGGAAAGAAUUGUUUCUUUUCUUCCAAUGCAGCCAGGCUUAAACUCAAAAGAAAAUGCCCACCGAAAAGGAUGUGGGAAACAAUCAGCUGAGCUCUGGUGUAGAACCAGUCCCAGAAGGAUUGAUGCCAAGUUUAAAAGGUUUGGAGGCUGAGGGGACUGAAGGCACUUGAACUGCCUCAUCCAAUGCCCUAACAGUGUGUUGCUGGCAAGGAGGGUGAAGAAAGGCUCUUGCAGUCCUCCUGUCAUUUUGCGGAUAAAAAAAAAAAAAAGGAACGCCACUAUUUCCUCCCUUUGAGAUCUAAAAACUUGCCUGGUUUGGGGGAAUUUCGGCUGCUAAGAAAAACUCAGGGUCAUUUAGAACCAAGACAUUUCCCAGUCCUCUCCCCACUCUGGUAUAACUCCCAACCACCCCAACACAAACCCUGACCCCUACCAAGCUCAGAGCUGUGACAUCAUUUGGGCCAGGCCAGAGUUCUCAAAAAUGGUGGGGAGGGAUGAUCCAGUACUAGAGAAGGAGAACCAAUAUAGCCUCAUGGCCUCUAAGGUUGCAGCCUCAAAUGCCAUCUUUAUGCGACACAGAAAACUAUAUGGAUGGGUGUAAAUUGUGGGUGGGAUGGGUGAUUUAACUAAGCUCCACUGUGAAUAUAAUCAGAUUGUGUGCAUGCCUGCUUUUUCCUUUAAUGUUUAUCUAUAAGCCUUAUAGACUUACCAAGUAGCAUUUUGUGAAAAGCUUUUACGCCUGUUGUCUUGAGAUACUAAUUUCUGUGCUAAAAACGAAGAAGGGUGCAAAACAGUACAGGGUGGGGGAUCAACACAACUUACUAGCACUAUUAUCAAACCCAAAUUGUCUGUACAUGUAUACACAUAUAAACAAGCCCAUAACACCUCCACUCUCCAAACUGCCUCCAGAUAUAACUCUGAAUAUCCUUGGGCUUCUCCAGGCAACCUGUUUAUUGAACAUUCAUCCUGAUCUGUUUGUGGGGAGGUUAUACAACAAUGUGCAUUCAUCUUUAUUUGUUUGCAUGGAGGUUAUACAUCUUCCUGCCAAUUGAUCGUUGUCCCAUAUUUUUUAGUGCAUUUACCCAUCUCUUUCCUAGCUGCAAGCAGUCCAAUUUUGAGGGUGUUUGUGUGUGUGAUAACGGUUUUGUUACACCAGAGGGCUUUAAUUCAUGAAUUGCACAAACCCAGAUUUCUGGUAUGCCAGUGAAUCCCUCUCAUUUAAAAAAAAAAAGACAAUCUGGAGACAACCUUUAUAACAUGAAUCCAGCAGGCACAUAUUCCACUGGAUGCGACCCUGUUUUGUUUUCUCUUUCAGGUCCUGCUUCCCUUAUCUAACACCUCCUGCAAGUGAGAGGCUUUGUCUAACCAGUUCCUCAGCAGUUGCUACUCUCCCUUCCUCUCUCCUCCCCUCUGUGUGACAGACUUCACUCGGAUCCUUAAGGGGACACCCUCAGCAGAAGCUCACCAGAAUCCUUGCAGGGUUUGGCUUCCAGGAGAGCACUCCUUGGUGUAUCUUCAGAGCAUUUCCUUUGGAAGGGCAAUCCAGGGUUACGUACCCCAAAUCCAGAUGAGGUCAAAACUGGAUGUUGACACAUGUCUAGAUUCAAGGAACUCUGAAAGGAAGGAAACAAGGGCACAUGGUGGUGCCUUUCUGUGCAAACUACAAACUGACAUGAAUAGCUUUCCCCCCACCCUCUACAGUUUGUGUUGUGGACUGUCGCUUUUUCUGGGCCAAUUUUGGGGUUGAGUCAGGAAGUGGCCUAUGGUGGAUUUUGGCCAAGUGAAAUGAUCUGUGGCCUUCACAGGAUGGUGGUUUUAUGGGGACUGGAAUUGUCUCACAGUGACCGAUAAACCAUGAAGAACCUUUAAGCUGGGAAGAAAUCCAAAACCUUUAUAAUAAAAAAAAAAAAUCAGAAGAGUUGGUAUGUUGUAAAAGGAACUUGCAAGCGCCCGGGUACCUCCAUAUCUUCCAAGGUCAGUGGGAGGAAGAGACAAGGCCCAGAUUAAAUCUCAUGGGAAAACAAGGGAGAGGAGCAGGCUUUAAAACAUAUUGUUCCAAUGGCAGUAACAGCAGCCUUAUGUGAGAGAAGCUUUAUAACAGAGAGCCUUAUUGUUUUAAUUUACAUAUUUAUAUAUAUAUACAUAAUAUAUAAAUACAUAUUAUAUAUAUUGUAUUUAAGCACUGUAAUGGACUUCCUCAUGCAUUAAAUUCUAAUUCCUUGUUAUGUGUUUACUUUGGAUUUGCAGUUCUGCUCUGUUCCGAAAUCUGCUUUUUUAUGUGAUGGGAGGCAGCUCCCUCUCUUCUCUUUGUCUGCCCCAGCAGCUGCUUCCAAAGAGCCUAGGCCUGCCUGCUUCCUUUUGGAGUUGGAAUAAUCUCCACCUGAGUGACCUCCUGCAAACAAAGGUGGUUGGGAGUCAGAAUCUGUUGGCAUCUAUAGAGUUUAUUUACGCAUUGUGCUAUGGGGUCCAGUCCCUCCCUCUUUGGAUCAAUUUGUGUGUGGCAAACUUAAGAAGCAUAUGGAUAGCUGCUACUUUGAGCUUCCUAUGCAUAGUGGUCUUAACCAAGUCACACAGGUCAAAUGCAGUACAAAAUAUUCAGUUGCAGGAGCACUUGAAAGCAUAGUAUGUCUGCGCUUCUGAGUGACCAAAAAAGGACUUCUUUUGAACUGCACUCAGCAGCACAGCUAGUUAUGUUGGAAAAUAAACAGGCGUCCCCAUUUCCUUUCAGGUAGAUUGCAACUAUUCAGAAGGACUGGCGUCUGAAUAGUUAGGCCUCUAGUUAGGCUGGGUCGCUUAGAUUUAACCUAGUGUGAUCCCAUAAUCAUUUUAACAUUGGGGGAAUUUUUAAAUCUGGGCUGUUGUUGAUCAGGCAGCUCAAGGCUCUUUCCUUGGUUAGCAAUUGCUACAGUGGAACUGCUGCCUCCAUAUCUCCAACUGAGAGAAAGUUAUGGAAUGUGGCUCAUUUCCCGGACUGAGAUAGCAACGACACCAGAUGUUCUGCAUCUCCCAUAGGCUACAAGACAAAAGAAAAGAAACAGAGAGGCAUGGCCCCAAAAAAAAGCAUUGGAAACCACUGCCAUUAAGGUCAGCUCUCAGUGGUAUUAUGGCUUUGAUUUGUGCAGUUCCCAUUCUAAUCCCAAACACGCCGGAUUAGCACAAAGCAUACUAUGCCUUUCAUGUAGCCCAAAUCUUCUGGUGCUGCAGAAACCACUUGGGUGCUGUGUUGACAGACCUGGCCCAUUUCAAGAGCAGUCUUGGCACAAGGUUGUUGUACACCACAAGUUUCCCAUUUAAACUUGAAAAUUUCUCACCUCUCCUCUUUAAGGAGAGGCAGAUAAACAUCACAGUCAUGGCCUAUUCACUCAGGACUUAUCCCCUAGCUGGGCACUGGGGAUCCAGUAGAAUCGACUGGCAUUGCAGGAUCCCCUGAAGCUGGUGUCCAUGAUAGGCUGUGUUUUGGAGAUGCAGGUGACAAAUUUACAAGGGAAAAGGCAGCUCAUGACAACUAAUGGAAGUGUUCUAGUGUAGGUAACUAUGCCCUAAACCUAUGUUUGUUGGUUAAAGGUGCUAAUCUAUGGUAAAAGGCGAUUAACAGUGGGCAGUAAAUUGUAAGCAAAGACAGUGUGUGGAAUCUAGUUUAGAUUUAAGCCUUUGCCUUUUGCUGCAUUCAGUGUUGUAUAUCAUGUCCGUGGCUGGUUCUUUGUGGGUGUUGCUUGCAGAGUAUAUACACAGUCAAAGCUGCUACCUCAAAAACUAAAAAAGAUAGUUAUACGUUUGAGGUCUGCCUCAACUUUCAAGUAGCAGUAUUGCUAAAUGGCUGAACGCAAUCCCUUAAAAAUGCAAGUUAUAGAAUGGGUUUUGCGAAGUCCAAGGCUGGUGGUGCUAUGGGUCACAAUGUAAUUUACCAGCAUUUAUGGAUUGUAAGGAAUGUCACAUGUGCUGAAAGCAUUGUAGGUUGUGAGGGUUGUUGUAGCACGUUGUCAUAAAUUUGUGUGGGGUUUAUGUUAGUGGACUGCUACAGCAUGUUGGCUGUUGAGAAUCUUGUAGGCUCCCAAGAAGAUGAGGAAAAUACUAAACAAAGUGGGCUGAUUUGUGUCACACAGUAGCUGUAGAAGGAAGUGGGUUUUUUAGGCCAUCGACAUUGUAGGCACUGCCAGUUAUACUGUAUGAGCAUGAUUUAAAGCAUGACAAAGAGCAUUCUGUUAAAUAUUCUGUAAUGGUGGACCUUUAAGUCUAGGCCAAGAAUGUUCUUAGCAGGCAUAUGCCAAUUCUUCCUCCCAAGGAAAUACCCUGGUUUGAUGGUUGAACCUCUAAAAAGCCUAGCAGAAAUCACCAUUGUACAGUGGUACCUCUGGUUAAGAAUUUAAUUCAUUCUGGAGGUCUGUUCUUAACCCGAAACUGUUCUUAACCUGAGGUACCACUUUAGCUAAUGGGACCUUCCCCUGCACCGCCGCUGAGUGAUUUUUGUUCUCAUCCUGAAGCAAAGUUCUUAACCCGAGGUACUAUUUCUGGGUUAGCGGAGUCUGUAACUUGAAGCGUCUGUAACCUGAAGCAUCUGUAACCCGAGGUACCACUGUAGUUGUUUCUGAAUUGUAUUUUAAAAUAAAACAAACACCACAUGCCAUCUUAGUUUUGAAAGAAACUGAAACUCCACUUUGGAAUUGGGCCUUAGGUGGAGAUCCCCAGGGGUCAUGUAGUUACUCAAACUAGCAAGAAGGAGAGGUUAGGACAGAGAUUGAGAACCUGUGCACCGUCAGUGAUUUGCUCUCAUCACCCUUGAUCACUGGCCAAGCUGGCUGAGACUGAUGAGAGCUGGAAUCCAAUAUUUGGAGAGCCACAGAUUCCCUAUCCCUGCCUUGGCUUACAUGAUCUGCUGAGAGGAGGAAAUCUGUGUCCUGUGUUUCCUCUUUUCAUGUUUUUGAAGGAACACAUAGUGUUCCUUUCUUGAGGUGAGAAGCAUGUUUCCUUUUCCUAAAGUGGCACAUGAGCUGCAGUGCAAGCUAAGCAAUUUUAAGUCUUGGACGUAAUGAUCCUGGCAUUCAAAGAGAACAGGGUGGGCUUGGGGAAUGUAUAUUGUUUUACUUUAAAAUAUGGUAAACCCAGCCCUCCUGUUUCUUUCUGAUGAAUGAAACCCUGGGCUUAGGUCCCAAAGUCCUGUCAUUAUGGAACUACCGUAUGUGAGUUAAGUGCUGAUAUUGUAUAUGAUCAGGGGCUUGGUACCCACGUUAGCCCACCAAACCAGGAUAUUGACAAAUGGCAAAUCCACACUCAUGGGUAGUCAGAAGCAAAGGAAGAAUGGGGCUUUCAACUAGGAAAUCAACAAAUCUUCUUCAGUUUCUCAUUUUCCCACAUCAGCUUGUAAUUUCUUUUUUAAAUAACUCCAUGUGAAAACUCAUCAGCAUAUGAUGUCCAAAGGUUCUCUAAUAUAUUUGAGUACAUUUUGUGUAAUAUACCCAUUUUUGCAAACAAUUUGCCCUAAUAUAAUGCAUUUUGGGAUAUGUUAUAUUCUUGAAUUUUUAUAUAUGCAUUAUUAAUGGACAUUUUACCGUGAUAUAGUGCAUUUUUUUUGUACACGUUACAUGGCUUGAGGAAUGCAUUUGAGGAAGUGCAACUUCUGAAGGACAGCUGUGUUUCGGUUCUCAUGUGGCUUUGGAAAGUGUGAAUUAGGUAGAAUCGCCUUGUUAUGUGAAAUAAGUACAGGUAACUCACAGCUUAUGUGUGUUUAACAUGUGUGAUUUCAACUUUACGCGGUUGAAGGCCAGCUGGUUGAAAUCAAACAAAUUAAAUGCAGGGGAGGCAGAGCUUAAAUGUUCUUUUUGCCCAGGGUUUUCCUGAUGCGGAAAGGGCUCUCAGAUUUGCUUACCAAGCCGGGGGGGGUGGUCGGUCCAUUUAGCAUGCAGGCUCUGGAACAUAAAAUUGUGUGUGGGCGGUUCCAAGGGGGUGGUUUGUGUAUACGCGUUUUUGCAUAUACGUGCCAUCCCUGGAAUGUACCCCCACACAAGAUGUGACUGGCUUGUACUUUCUUUCUUUUCCCUACUUUUAACCUUUAACUCUUGUAUAGAACAGGUAAUUUGUGGUGGGGCAGUUUUUCAGUCAGAAGCAUGGAGAGAGCAGCACAUACCCAAAUCCCAUCUUCCACCCAGUCCUUACAAGGCAGAGAAGCCCACUCAUUCAUCCAACUGGUCUUAUCUACCCCUCGGUGCUCUUCCUUCAUCUCGUCUGCAGUGGCCGAAGACAGAAUGCGGACAAUAUUGUUAGUAGGCCAUAUUAAGAAACUUUUGUUGUUUAAUCUGAUCGCUUUCUACAGUGCUAGGAUGUGUAGGUUCUUGAUUCUUUUGUUUGUAUUUAUAGUAUUGCAGCAUUAUUCUUAAAUUUUAUGAACCAUCACCCAAGCUAAUUUACACGUUAAGCCAACCAAUUUACUUAUCAGAAAGUAAAACCUUAAGUCCUGUGCCUCUGCCCCUAGCAUUAGAGGAAUUGCAGUCGCCUAUUGCACUUGGCAGAAUUUGUGUUGCAUUUGAAGUAUAUAUAAUUUAUUUUCCAGUGUGCCAAUAAGAGACAGAAAUUAAUAUGGUGAGAGGCCUGAAAAUUGUCCUGAAAAGGACAAUUGCUCUGUAGCAUGUGGUAGAUCCCUCAAUCUCACACUUUCAUUAUUAGUUCUCCCCGCCACCCCAUCCCACUUUCUGAAUAACAUUGGGAACCCAGAACCCUGUUCAUUAGCGUUGCAACUUCCCACUGCAAAUAACAAGAGAUUUCCUCUCCGCUGCCUACUCCCAGGAAUUUUGCUCAUCGCUUUCCUAGCUCUUCACACAGAAGGACUGCAGCUUGGUCACUGGGGUGUGGGUGGGUGUUAAUCUCUGUUGAAGCAAUUGAAAGGGACACAAUGAGUAAUGAGGGAUUUUUUCUAAAGGGAGCAGAACUAAUAAUGACUGGU